Messenger RNA from Porites lobata, 45260 nucleotides. The record is from the annotation of a GenBank genome assembly. Lineage: Eukaryota; Metazoa; Cnidaria; Anthozoa; Scleractinia; Poritidae.
GGACGAAAUCAAAAUGGCGGUGGUGAUGGAAGGUCCUCUCUCAAAAUGGACAAAUGUCGUGAAAGGAUGGCAGUACCGGUGGUUUGUUUUAGACGACAAUACGGGGCUUUUGUCCUACUACACGGUUAGUGUUAUUUCUUUAAGCAUUUUGCUUAAGUUGGACAGAAAUUGCAGGAAGAAAACGCAUCUUAAGAAUGUUCUCCCUUGAAAUUGUCCUCGACUUUUCUAAAAUGUUUCGUCCAUCAAGCGAAACCAUGCAAUGCAAGAGUCAUAUCAGAAAGUAUAAUCGAUUUAACCGUUAAAUUUAGGGAACAAUAUUGUUGUGUGCUUUCAAGGCUACCCAAAUGAAGAGCAAUAUUUUAACAUAUGUCUGAUCUUUUAUUAUAAUAAAUAGUUCAUGUCAUCACUUGUUUUUAAGUCACCUGAUCUUAGCUUAGUCAUGACCCGGCAAACAGCACACCAAAAAUAUGCUGUGUUGCUGUACAGCGUACAUUAGUUACAUUUAUAAAGGAAAAUGACAUAAAAGGUUUUUGGCACUAAAAAUGAAUAUAUCAAUACAUUUUAUUACAGACAUUCAGUUUUGAACUCAAAACAUUCUUAACCUCUAAAAACCCGUUAGAAUUCAUUUCCAAAUCCAUCAUUUAAUGAAAUAGUGCCCUGAAAACAUAACAUGACUGAAUUAUCUCUGAUAUGAAUUGUUAAAACCAGCUUCUUGUUGUUUUGAAAUUUGUACCUCCCAGAGGUGAAUGGUCGUUUGUUUAGUGGUGGACAAAACACUGACUCUCAGUCCAUGGACCAGGGGCACCCAAUGAGAAUAUAGUUCAAAACUACUUAAACAUAACAUUGUUAAAUGUAUUUUAGUAUUUAAAUGGUAGAUAUAGACAUAUUGUUAUCCCCUAAAAAUUUUUCAUCUGUUCGGAUUUUCUAGCUGAAAGUCUAGUGAUCCAAAAAUCACAGGGAUCAAAACUUACCUUUUCGAAAAUUUCAGCCAGAAAAAAGGCUCCUGAAAAUUCUAGGUGAUCUUUUUAGGGUAAAAAUCUGUUAAAAAUGGGCAAUUAUACCAUUUUUUAGGUUUUCGAAAAUCCUAGGAGAGGCAGGCAAGCAAAAAAUUUUACAUCAAAUGUUGCGAAAAUUCUAGAUCUCGAAUUGUCUUCUGAACAGAUAUUUUCCGAAAAUUGACGUUGGGUGCCCCUGAUGGACUACUGCCAUAGACUAACUAUAUGGACUAUGCUGCUGAAGUUAAUUGAUUUUUAGGAAACUGAGUGAAUCAGUUUCUAUUUGGUGUCAUUACAUUAGGAAAACUGACCUGAAACUUGAUUCACUUAGUUUCCUAACCCUUAAUACUUACUUUCAGCAGCAUAGUCCAUUUUAGGAUAGUCCAUGGGGGUAGUCCAUGGACUGGGGGUCAGUGUUUUAUGAGCCAUACCUUACAAAACAAGGUUCUGGUCCCUUUUUACAGGUGUUUUUGAAAAUUUGCAAUGCGUAAAGUCUCCAUGAUUUUUAUGGGGCGAUUAAGUUGGCGAGGCCUACCUUGGAUUUACGAUAAUCAUUGUUUGAACAAGAAGGUCUUGGUUUGUAUUUUUAUACUUGGAAUUUUUAGUCCUAACAAUUAUUUCCUUUUCAUAAAUUUUGCAGUCCAAGGACAAAAUGAUGAGAGGUACAAGAAGAGGAUGCCUGCGUUUGAAAGUACGUAAAUUGUAACGAGGGUACUUUUUGAUAAUAUUAUUACCCCAUUCACCCUUGAAGAUUUUGCAAACAUUUUUGCAGCUAGUUGAGCCCUUUCCUGGUCACCAUUUGGCCAAAAAGAGCCAGACAUUUUGAAAUUUCUUUUGAAUUGUCUACUUGCAUAAUUAAGUGAGAGUUUUGUCAGGUUUUUUAUUAAUUACUCACAGAAUUUAUCAACCCAAGCUUUUACCUUGUACUGUGAAAGCGGAAUCAACCACAAAAGCUAAAAAAAAAAAGGUACAGGCGCACCCCCCACGGCCGAGGCCCAAAUAUUCGGGGCUUAUCCCAGUUUCCUUAGCAUGAAGCAUGCCUAAGAGUCCUGCUAGUCCCCCCUACAUGGGAUACUAGUCCUUUGCAAGUUUUUUCCCAGCAGUAUGUUGCUGGUACCCAUUUGAAUACACUUGGGUGAAGAGAGAUAAAGUGGAGUAAAGUUACUUGUCUAAGGACACAAUGCAACUGGCGAGGCCUGACCCUUGGACCUGCAGAUCCGGAGAUCAAGGUGUUAACCACUCGGCUACACAUGCCUCACAAUAAUUCAACAUAUUGUAUUGCAAAGUCAAUGCUCUUGAUAUUUUAACAGUUCUUUCCACAACUGGCAGAAAGGUCUGAAUUUUGAUAUUGCUAUUACUGGUAAUAAAUUUUCUCAAUUAAUAUACCAAAAUAUUCCAUUAUUCUGUUAAAAAUUUAAAAAACAAAUCACUGCUCAGUAGCUUUCAUCUAAAUGGUCUCCUGUAUAUUUAUAGGUCUUCACAAAUGCACCUCCAGUCCUCUGUCUCUGUUAGAGAUGGUAACGAAUGAAAACCCCAAAACUUGAUCUAGUGUCACAACACUUACCUAGUGAAAGAACUUUAGGAAGCAGGGUUGUCACUAAGAUUUCAAGUUGCCGGGUAAAUACAAGAAGUAGGCGGGGAAUCAAACGGCUAGGGAUUUCUUUUGGUUCUAUUUUUCUUCUAUUUUCCAAUAAAAGUAGCCAGGGACCACUCUCUUAGUAGCCGGGGAAAAUCCCCGGCCCCCGGCUCUUAAUGACAACCCUGAGGAAGUGUCUUUUUUCUUUCAUUUUUCACACAAAGAAGUGGUGGUGGAGGGGAGAGGGUAAGGCCCUCUGCUCUCCCUCCUCCCUCCUGCAUGAUCCCUGUUUUUGACUCAAAUAUUUAUUUUAGGGGGCAAACAUUGGUAUUGAUGAUGAAGAUGAUAGCACUUUUACCAUCAACUGUGAUCAAAAAACAUUUCACUUUCAAGGUAUGUUUACUGAUAGUGGUGUAAGGUUAUGUAUGAUAAGAACUGUGGAAAUGAAAAUUAUAUUCAAGAUUACAGCAGUUGUGCAAUGCCAUGCAUUCUCAUUGCUGAAGAAAUUGAUCAAUCUUAUUUUUCUUUUAACAUAGUAUUUAGUUAAGGCAUGUGGACUAUCUUCAGCUCCUUAACCUAUUUGCUCCUGGGAAUUUUCCUGAAAAUCAGGUUUUUAAGCUACAGUCUCAGACAAAAGUAGCUGGGACACUUCCACCCAAUGCUGUUUUUUACCUUCUGCCCGUCUCCUCACCCUCCCAAAUGUUAUUUAUCACAGUUAACUCACCAAAUCUUGUGCACCAACUUUGGGAGGGCAUGAAGACAGCAAAGUGUCCCAUGUUCAAUUUUGACUGAGACUGUAGUUGAGUCAUUUUCGGGUCACUGUCUUGCUUUAAAGAGCUAAAACAUACCAAAACACUGUUGACAUGUCAUGCAUUAGGCAACGUUCUGAUCCAGAUGCAAAAUAUUAGUUUCCGAAGUUCGGGCAUGUGCAGAAAGCAAAAUUUUGAGAUAGCUGUUGGGGUUAACGGUGACACAGCAGACUUGACAUUUUCUUUCUCCUUCCCUCUUCUUUUGCUUUUCUUGUCUAAUUUUUUUUUUCUUUUGCUGGGCAUGAAAUAGGCUUCAUUUAGGUUGUUGGGAAAACUUUUAGGAUCUUAGGAUUAGAUGGAAGAAAAGGUAGGUGGGUAGUGAAACCAGAUUUUUCUGGGGAAUUUUCAGGUCAAUGUGUUAUAUGUUUUUUUUUUGCCUUUUACUCUGGCCUCCUUGACUGAAUCAUGCUCACUCUGGUAUGAUUUGAAAGAUCUCUUCACCCUGCGCAAGUUAGCUGACAAAGUUGUUCUUAAACGUUAAAACUGAUGACAUCACAAGCUGUAGAAGGGACAUGUGAUCCUCACGGGUGGUUAGGGGCAGUUGAGGGGCGAAUAGGUUAAAUAACCAAUCAGUUCCAUACAUGUAGAUCUUUCUUGAUUCAGACAAAUGGCAAUUUUACUGCUGAUGUUUACAUAAACUUUAUAGCAUAAUUAUGUACAUUUACCUAUAUAGUAACUGAUAUUGAUUUUGUCAGCUCGUGACUCGGAAGAAAGAGAACAAUGGAUCAGAGCAUUGGAAGACACCAUCAAAAGACAUUCCCAAUCAAGAAAGGUUCGUUGUAAAUUAAGUUUUUAAAGCCAGUGUAUCAACUUUAGAAAUUUUUAGCCCUGAUGUGCGAAAAUACCAGUGCAGAAAACAUAAUAUGAAUUGAAAACAUUUUUGAACUUUGGGAUAAAUGGGCUAAGUUCCAAAAUCCAGGAGUUGGGUGACCUGCGCCGGAGACAGGGAGACUUUUGUGCCAAAUCCAGUAGACUCCUGAUAAGCUGGAAGAGUUGGUGUAUCUGCCAUUACCCUUACAAAACUAUUAUUGCAAAUUUUAAAAUAUGAAUUGACAGACUGUGCACGAUUUGCCCCAAUUUAUCAGACAACAAAAGUAUAACAGGGCCUUCUAUUUUUUGCCCAGAUUUUUAAAAUAUUUCCAUGUCUAAAAUUAAAAUUCCAUCUAUUUCCAGGAUUUCUGUGAUCUUUAUGAACCCUGUAGAUGAAAUUUCUUUUGUCUGAGCACAUGUAGUUUCUUUUACUUGUUUAAUUAAGAUCAGUCUAUUUGUUUUAUGUUUGAUUCAGCGACCAAUGCCUGGCUUUCAGACAGUCUUUGACCCAUCUCAAGAAAACUUGGAAAUGCGUUUGGCAGAAGCUGAGGCAUAUCAAAAGAUCCUUGAGCAGCAGAUCAAGGUUGUAUUUUUUAUAUACUUAGGAUCAUAGAUAAAACCCCACUGAGCUACAACAUUAAUUUUGUAAACUUGAGAAUCCAUAUUUGCAUAGGCAAGGCGUAUUUAAUUUGCAUAUGCAAGGCAUUUGGGAAUGAAGUGUAUCCUUUGCACAUUGGAAUACCUCGUGCAGGCAGGUGGGCAGACUAACAGACAGACAAAUGGAUGGACCGACGGAUCAUCCACUGGCAUUCAGUUCCCUUUUAAUUUAAAGAAUAAUCAUGGAGUUAUCUUGCUUGGAGGCAGAAAAGUCCCAAUCAGGGAACUAAUUCCCUGGUUGGGACUUGUCUCACUUUUGCAAAUGAAUUUUUAUGGACCGGCUAAAAUAUCCAAAAAUGGGAUUAGAUGGAAGGGCUGGACAGACAGACUGAAGAGAUGGACGGAUGUUUUCUCCAUCCAAAUGCUAGAAAUUUCAGUCAUUAAAAAGUCAACAAAAAGAAAUUUAAAAACACAACUCAAUGUUUACAAUAUAUUUCUAAGACAUACAAGCAGAUAGACAGACUGGACAAGUGGAUAGUUUUUCUUUUUUACAAUAUAGCAAACUUGUGUUAUACCCAAUGGCUAGAAUUUUCAGUCGCAAAAAAGUGAACAUAGAGUAAAAAUUUAAAAAUCAUAUGAUAUCUCAAUGUUUACAAUAUAUUUAUAAGAUGGACAGAAACGGGAAUGGAUGGACGGGUAGAUGGACUGGACUCCUGGAUGUUUUUUCUUUCUUCUUGUACAGCAAACUCGUGUUAUACCUAAAGGCCAGAAUAUUCAAUGGCCAAAAAGUCAAUAUAAAUUUAAAAUUUAAAAUCGUAUCUCAAUGUUAUCAAUAUAUUUAUAAGACAUACUGACAGAGGCACCGGACAGAUAGAUUUUUUUUCAAUAUAGCAAACUUUUGUUAUACCCAAGUGGCAAAAAAGUCAACGUAAAGUAAAAUUUACCAUCAAAUGACAAUUUUUACAAUAUAUUUAUAAGACGGACCGAUAGACGGAUUGGAUGGACGGAUGGAUGGACGAACGGAAAAGAAUGGAGCAGGCAAUGGGGAGUCGUGGAAUGGGGGGAACGGGGCAACCGGGGAACUGGGGCACCAGAGAACCGGGGGAAUGGGGAAUGGAAGGUAUGUGUAAUUGAGGGUUGACACCUUAUGUGGGUCUUAGAACAGCAUGUCCAAUUUUAUAGAGGCUUGUGUAUUACUUCAUGUAACGCUAAUAUACACAGUCCUCUACGACUGGUGUAGUUUUAUUAAAUUUUGACCCUGCUCACCAUAGAGCCUUCAGUAGCUCAGUGGUUAGAGUGUCCGAACUAGAACUCAGAGGGUCAUGAGUUCAAUUCUCACAUGGAGCUCAGAAUUUUUUCUGAGCUUUUUGGUAUUAGAAUUCUCCUUCUUAAUUUGAUUUUAGAUUUUAAACUCCCAAAUGAAUGCUGAUGGUGGAGCUCAGGAUUCAGAGGUAUGUGAACAUGACAUAUUAUUUUCGAUCUUCCCUACACAGGGGCAUACCAAGGGGGGUCCUGGGGUGCCAGUGAGAUAACAUAAAAUUUAUGAUACUCACCAUUCAUGCCGCCUCUUGCUAAAAGACAUUUUGACUUGAUGAGCUGUGAGACUAAAAUAGAGUAAUUUAUGUUGGAAAUUAAUUCAUCUAUGCAGCUAUUUUUUUGGCUCGUCCCUCCCACCAUGCUCACUGCUCAUCUGAAAAAAAAUGUCAGUUUUAGUAAACCAUGCCAAUCAACAUGCCAAUCUGGUACAUACCCUGGGUGUGACACGGUGUGACCCUGGGUCCCCUUUACAAACUCUUAGCUACGCCCUUCUACACUUAUUUAGAUACACUUUUUCUUAAACUUUAUGUGGUAUAUUAUAUUUCAAACAAUUAAUUGUUAAUGCCUACUGUUUUGUAUUUCAGAGAUAUGCCAUCCUUAAGGACACUUCUCAUGUAAGUUUUUCUGAUAGUUUUCUUCUUUUGUUGAUUCUGUGGAGUAUGUCAGUAGAAUCCAGUAAUACUAUUAACACUGCUUUGCAAGCUAAAUUAGUUGAAUUUCCUCGGAAUCAUUAAAUCAAUAAUUAUUUAUUUAUGAAUUUUAUUUUAAUAAGUUUCUCAACAGGUACCUGUUCUUGCAUAAUUUGUGCAUAUAGUUUUGUGGCUUUUUUUAAAAUUCAUUUAGCAGUUGUUUUAAGUUAGUGUACAUUAGGCAUGUGCAUUUGCCAUUGCAUGUAGUUCUAGAUUAAGUUAUCACAAGAUAUAACGGGUGUUAACUCACAAAACGUAGAAUCCUUUAUCUUAAAACGUCAGAAGUGUUUUAUAUAAGGUAGUAUUAGCAACAAAAGACUACCUGGCUGUUUGGAGUGAGAACUGAAAGGCAAGUGUUAGUAUAAUCUCUGUUUCAUGCCCAUGUGUUUGUUUAAGAAAUGCUUUUUUUUACAUUAGAGUCCAGUAGAAUUAAGCAGUGGGAACAGUUACUUUUUAAAAAGCAAACCCGAUUUUUUUUAUUGACUAAAGCUUAUUGCCAAUUUCCAGAUGUCAUAAGACCACAGCAGUUAACCAUUGUAAGGAACUAGGAACUAAGCAAUAGAGGCUAGUCUUUGUCUGUGUUUCAGUGCUGUUUUUGCCAUGUCUGCCUUUACUUGUUUUUUUUUUUAUGUAGCUUCUUUACCAGUCUUAAACUAUUGUAAGCCUUUAAAUAAUGUAAUAACUCCUUAGGAAAAUUGGUCACAUCUUAAUGACGUGUUUCAUGGAUUUUAAGGCCUACAGGGGCAGGGCCAGUUGCUUAAACCUUAAUUUCAGGUGUCACUGCUAUCAUCUGGCAUUAAACCUUUAGGCCCUAGAAGUGAUCACCAUCGAUUUUCUCCUUACGAUAUCAAUACACAAUCAAGAAAAAAGGUUAUGAGAAUAUCAAAGAAAAGAAUUUGAUCUUCAAAUAGUUUCUCUAAAUAGUUCUUCAAGGAAGUAUUUGGAGAUCAAUGUUGAGACUUUUUGUAUGUGGCUAAAUGCAAAUUAGGCGAGGUUAAACACGAGACAAUGCUGGCCAGCGGUCUCCACCACUAAUCAUAUGUGGGGUGGUCUUGGGCUUUAGCAGGGCUUUAGUAAUUUUACAAAGUCAUAGUAGGUGUUGGUGUAUGGUCUCUGUUAAGGAUCAAAAAAGCCAGAACCACGCCCAAAUUGGUUUCUUUCAGGGUUUAAGCCUUUAAGCCCCAAUAUCCACAUACAAAUUCUCCAAACUGAUCUCCUGACAUUUCCUGUAAGAAUUACUUGAGAGAAUUUAAUAAAAGAUCAAGUCGUUUUCUCUUUGGUGAUCAUUUUAUUAAUUCUCACAACCUUAUCUCCUGACAAUGUAUGGAUAUUGUUAGGAGAAAAUUGAUGUUGGCCACUUCUGGGACUUACAGGGUUAAUUCUGAAUUUUUGCGGAGCAUCACAGUCCCUGUCAAAUCGGGGACCAUGGAGCGACCUUCCUGUUUUACACUGAAAGUAUGCUUGAUAACAGAAUGGGGCACUGAAAAGGAAGCACUGUCCUUAGCUACAGAUAGUAGGGAGUUUUAGAUACCACGAUGGCGACGGCCACGAAAACGACUCUUAGAAAGUGAAUUAGCCUUCUUUUAAUCUCUAUCGCGAUUAUUCCAACUCGCCUACUUUGUAAAAUGUGAGCGGACUCUUUUGAAGCCGAAUUUCUAAGAACCAUAUCCAAUUCAGGAAGAGAAAGAAAAUUUCGUCAUCGCUUGUUUACGUUCACCAUAAAACGUGAAAUUAGGCAUUUUCACGUCGCAGUCGUGCAGUGACGGCAACGAAAUGUACAAAAAAGCGUGAUUUGCUUGCAGAGUUGUCGCUUUACCUUGUCAACCUUUUGCUUUUUUGACAUUCUCGUUUUCGUCACUGUCGUGGCAUCUUAGAGUCACUAAAAAUCUGAUAUGAACGCAGCCAUUGUUAUUCUAAUAGAAUCCACUUUAUCUUUCAUUGCGACAGAAAAUGCUGGAGUCAAUGAAUCAUUGUUUAAACCAGAUGCACACAGUUAAGGUAACUAAGUAAUACAAUCAUCAUCAAUAUCAUCAUCAUCAUCAUCAUCAUCAUCAUCAUCUGAUCUUUUCUUCAUGCUGACAAUAACUAAAAGGAUGGAAGAAAUAAGUCAAAUUAAUGUUAAUAAAACUUAGGACACACUCUCCUUGGCAAUGAUACGUUUGAAGGCCAGAAUGACUCCUGAAUAAUCUAUUGUAUUUUUCUGACGGCUUUUCAUUGUUUGCCAACUUACAUGUCAGGCCGUGUUGGGUAUACAAUGAGCGUAAGACAAUUUAACGGAGUUAACAUGUAGAAGCGCUUGACUUUCCUUUGGGUUCAGAGACACUUGGGUACGUGCGCAUGCUCUAGGACUUGUACAUGCACUUGAACCCUAGUGUGUUGUAGCAUAAGGAGUGUUUCAUAAGUAGUAGGACUUUUUCUUGAGUGUUUGGGCUUUUGUCAUAGGCUGUUCCUCCCCAUCAAUUCCCCUCUGUCUUUCCACUGUUUUAUCAGUGUGAGGGUGCCUUUGCCCUUCCACUCCCAUGUGGGGGCUCUUGGCUUAGUUGCCCUGAUUUGAAAGGCAUGGGAGUGGUCAAGGAUUUAUCGUUGGGGGGAGAAGUCCAGAGUGGCUGAAGCUUACGAGUUUCCUAGGGGGGUCGGGGGGCAUGCCCUCCGGAAAUUUUUUUGAAAUGAAUAUGCGCUGAGAUGCAAUUUGGUGCAUUUUGAGACACAAUUUUGAGAAAUGUUACAAUGUGUGCACUGACCUCGUCGCGUCGAGAUGAUUUUUUCUGAUAUAGUUACUUAUAUAUUGUAAUGAUAACAAUCUUUUUGGGCGGGGCAAGCUGGGCAUUUUGGGGGGGAAGCUUCUACCCCUAAAAUACCCUAGAUAGAACCUGGUAGCAGCUGGCUGAUGAUAGCGGAAGCUCCUGGAUAUCUAGGAAAGCCAGCCUCCACUUUGCAAGGCAGUUAUUUAGUACAUUCAGUCUAGAUCCCUUUGCACUUUUCUCAUUUCAGGCAGAAUGUGAGAAGGCUAUAAAGAAUUCAGUGUUACCGGAUAAUCAUCCUUUGAUGCCAGUGGAUAGUGACCACUUCUCUGCCAACAUGUCAAACGUUUCUCUGGAACAUAACAGUCAAACCACAGAUGAUAUACCAAAUAUAGAUUCUGAAAGCCCAGGGGAGCAAAACACACUUAAACCAAGUAAAAGUGACCCUUCACUCAACACCAGAGACAAAACCUCUUCUCUCUCUAGCGAUGAAGGUCACGAUUUACCGUCAUCGAAGGCAACGUCAAGAUCUAACAAUGAACUGUUCUCAAAAAGGAGAACUGUCCCCACCCAUUUAGCGGUUGAAAAUUCCAUCCUACAACCCCAAGUGAGUUACAAAGUAUCACCUACUCGGGAUGGCAGUGUUGUGCCAUUUACGUCUUACUCGAGUAGCGAAGAUGAAGAUGAAGCAGAGUUUUUUGACGCUGAUGAGUUUCAUGAGUCAGAAUCAGCCCAUUCAAGGUCAGUGUGAGGUUUGACUUACCGUAGAAUUUUAUGUAGACUCAAAAAGCAAGAAGCAACAAGACUUUAUGUGCAAAAUAUCAUCAGCACCAUCAGCACCUUGGCCAUCGUAUUAAUUACAUAGCUAUCAUCAUUAUUAAUAUAAUUAUCAUCAUCAUUAUAGUCACCAUAGCUGUUAAUUUAAUUCUUUUCUCUCGUUGUAGAGAAUAGUGUCGUCAAUUUAGUAGGCAUCGUAAAUUUUGUGUCAGUGCAGCGUUUUUUAUAACUUUUAGGUAAGAAUUGUCUCGGGUUUGGUUGGCUCAUGUUACUUGUAAAGGAAUGUUGAUUGUGAUAACUUUUAUUUCAUUUUGUCUUCACAGUUCUCCUCCAAGGACAAAUCCUUUCUCGGCAACAAAAGCGUGGACGGAUCGCGGUAAGAAAAUAUACAUGACAAGCGAAUUGUCUGACAUUUUGAAGUGGGGCAAACUUUGCUUUAAUACAUUAUUUUUGUGGCAGUUGAUGACCAUUAAAAUCUGCAACAAAGUUUUUGAGAUAUUAAGAAAUGUGGUAUAAAGUUUUUCAUAUGAGAACAAUAUUUUACAUAUGACCCUUGUGGAAUAUUAUACUCUCACUACAUCUUUAGGUACAUUCAGACCAAACAUUCUAAUUUCCAGGGUUACGAGACCAUACACUAGGUUUCUCUGACUGUAUCAUUGUGGGCAGCCAUCUUCAAAAGUUAUUGGACUCUGCGGCUAGUGUCAUUUUUGAAUCUCAGUUUCAAACCGGCCCAUCAACGUAGUAAUUGUGAUGGUGAGGGUUACAGUUCUAACGGUUUCUCCUAUUCUCUGUCAUAGAUGAAUUUGAAAUUGAAGAUGAGGACACCGUUGGAGGGGACCGUGAGUCUUGAACCCUUAAAUUUCCAAUAAUGAAAUGUAGAUUCUCCUCUCUUAUCUCAUAAGAGAGGAGGAGCCUCUUAUCUCUUAAAGGGAGGCAGCGUGGCCGAGUGGUCAGCGCGUCGGACUCGCAAUCCGGCAGUCCCGGGUUCGAGUCCCGCUCUGGCCACUUGCUGGAUUUGUGCUCGGUCGUCCCGAGUUCAAAUCCUCGGCCACGCUUGUAAAAAGCCAACUGGUUGCCUUCUGCCAGUUGGGGUUUUUAAUCCUGUUAUGUUGUAUUUGAAUUAUUUGUUUCUAAAUAUUUGAGUGGAGUGCCUGUAAACUAGCUGACUAGCUAAGUGCAAUUUCCACUAUAAACAAGCCUUUUUAUACGUUUAUUAUAAAAAAAUUCGGGCAGAAAUUGUGAAAAUACCGUAAAAUUCCGAAAUUAAGCCCCUCCAUGUAUAAGCCCCUCCAAAUAUAAGCCCCCCCAAACCGGUAACGUAUAAAACCCUCCGUAAAAUCGGGGCUUGUAAUUGGAAAAUUGCCCUCAAAUACAAAGUAAAACAAAGCAAAAACGGUAAAUUUACUUCCAACUAUAAGGCUAGCCCAAUCGAUUUUGAGACGCAAAUUUCCCUCCGUAGAUAAGCCCCUCCGAAUAUAAGCCCCUCCAAAAAUAAGCCCCUCAAAAAGAGCCUUUGAAAAAUAUAAGGUCCGGGGCUUAUUUUCGGAAUUUUACGGUAUCACAAGAAUUAAUCCUGGAUGGUCGUGCAGUUAUUUCUCGCGACCUUUCUGAGUCUUAAACCCUGUUACUUUUCCCAUUACAGUUGAUGCUAUCGACAAACACAGUAGCAUUAUUACACAUCUACUAUCGCAAGUGCGACUUGGAAUGGACUUGACAAAGGUAAGAGUGAACGCGUUGUUACAAUUCGUGUAGUGUGCAUUAUAACAAGCGGUACCCCGUGCGAGGUACUUGUCAUCAUUGAUAUCCGAAGUUGACUCCGUGUUUUUCGUAGACUCCCGAAGAUUUCCGAGAGUGAUUUGGGGAGUGGGGGGAGGGGGGAGAAGGUUUGUGGAGAUUUCCUCAAGUAUGUACCUUUGAAAAUAUUGGAUUAAUUCUUAUGAUUUCGAGAACAGUACAAGUGAUGACUGUAAUUUUUCAAACUGCGAGAGCCUUGGAGCAAAUACAACUUUAUUCUUUUUAUUAUUAUCCUAUUAAUUUGGUGAUUUCCAAUCAUUAAUGUAGGUCGUGUUACCAACCUUUAUUCUUGAGAGACGAUCUCUUCUAGAAAUGUACGCUGAUUUCUUCGCCCAUCCUGAUCUUUUUGUUGAGUAAGUAAAUAUUUCCAUCAGUAAAAAGAUGUCUUACUUGUAAAUGGUAAAUUGCCGCUAUUUAAACCGUUUUUAGUCAUUUUGCUCAAUAAUUCAUUUUCCACUUGAAAUAAUUGUAUGCAUUUUAAAUUAUAAUCGGUUUUGACGAAGACGUCUGUGGAAUUUCCCUUGUUACAGUGCUGUAGUUAGUCCGUGUUACACAGUAAACAUAACUGAAUAUAACACUGCCAUUUGCAGUCACAGUAAACUGGCCUGAGUUAUACUGAAUUUCUUAACUUCAAUAAAAAAGUCAAUGCCAAGAGCGUUCAACUCUUUGGGAUGCGCUUAGUUUAUUGUGUUAAGAUAAAGUAGAUUUUAGUUUUCCACCCUCCUUCAUUUUACUAGCUUUAUUUUAUUUUACCAGCUUAUCUCGACACAGGUUUGCCCAGUCGGAAUGGGCCCGAACGGGACUCAUAGGUCCCAUGCGAGGUGCCAUCCGUACCCAAUCACACAAGCCGUAAAGGUUGGCAGCACCACCAGGAUCUACGUUCCCUACGUCCCCGGGGUCGUCGCCCAUGUAAGGGUAUCCGGAUUUCGGGAUCUGGGAAAUUUUUGCUUGAGGAAUCCGGAAUACAGUUCAAGGAGUCCAGAAUCCCACUAACGAUUGGAAUCCAGAAUUCAAGUUCCACUAGACUACGAGUAGUCGCCCAUUUGUCCUCAGGGAUAGUAGAGCGAGCGAAACGCGAGCGCGCGUGAAAAUCACCCACGCGAGAGAGGCGAGACGCGGUGGGGAGAUUUUGGGGACUACUCGUAGUCUAAAGUUCCACUGACGAAGAAUCUGGAAUCAGUACCUGAAAUCCAUAGUCCAUGGCAUGGAAUCCAGAAUUUAAGAGUAAACUGUCUUGGAUUGCCUUACAUGGGGCGACCUCCUAGUCUGCUACACAGCCGUUUUUAGUGUCGUCACGCAACCUUCCUGGGGAGGAGAGUUGCGUGACGACACUAAAAACGGCUCUGUGGAAGACUAGCGACCCCCAGUUCUAUCAUGUUUCAUACUAACUGUCUCGGUUUUUGGUUUUGCAGUAUUGUGAACCAUAAUGACCCAAGAAAUCGUAUCGUAGCAGUCGUUAAAUGGUAUUUAUCUGCAUUCCAUGCAGGUCGUAAGGUAGGGUUUCUUUAGUAACAUAACUAGAAGCCAUUCAUUUCAAAAAUGUGAUUAGAAGAAUGCCAGUAAAAAAUGUUAUUUUUUCCCCAGAGUUCGGUGGCAAAGAAACCUUAUAAUCCCAUCCUUGGAGAGACCUUUCGCUGUUUUUGGGUCUUACCCGAGUGCGAGUCUUCCAGAACAGAGGUGAGCUACAUGUGAUAUUCAAUUGGAAAACAGUGAGCAUCAAAAUAGCUUUCAUUUCUUUCGCUGUUGCGUUCGUCUUUGUAGUGAUUGAUUGAUUGGCUAUAAAAUCUCACGCCACUUUCACGACCAAUCAGGAGAGGAACCGGUCAUGACUUGGUCGCACGAAGGUCGCGCACGUAUGUUCUAACUUGACCAUUGACAGAGCGACAAAUUGAUUUCAGUCCUAUUCGCGCGCAUUUGGGUUGUCUUUUGACGUCGCGCUGUCUCUGUAAAGUUUUUUAGUCAAGUUUUAAUUUAACUGCUGUCCAUGUCCUUUUACGGCACUUUGCCUCGUUCCUAGGCGUCUCAAGUGUUUGAUAGAAUACGCGACUGUAAGCGAUCAAGGAGUAUCGCGGAAUGGACCAUAGGAACGUUAGGCGUUGGCGCAAAGGAUGCUGGGAAGGGUACCUCUUUCCCACAAUCCUUUGUGCGGAACCAAAAUCGCUCCUUUCGCUCUUCAUAUCGAGUCCGCUAGAACGCGGCCGGGUACGGGACAGAACGGCGCUAACAAACACCUCACCUCGUUGAUUGCAGAGAUCACAGAGAGAUGGACCGGUAGCCUGGGCCUCUGAGGAUGACCUAACCUUUGUUGCCGAGCAAGUCUCCCAUCAUCCGCCAAGUGAGUGCAGGGGAACGUUUUGCUAUAUUGAGCUCAAGCUGCGACGUUUUUGAGCGACACACGUCAACCGGAAGUGGUCUAGUAAAGGCACUUAGAAAUACAAAUUUCGUAGCGCUCAAGUGCUUUAAAAUAAAAAAAAGACCUCACUUCCGGUGGACGUGCGUCACUCAAAUUUCUUUUGUUUAAGCUCCUGAUAGGUCUUUUCUUUUGUAUUAUGUAGUAGGGACUUUAGGACCCAAUGACGCGGACAGCAACGAGAACGUCAAAAAAACAAUAGGUUUUAUGAGCAAAACAACAAAGUUGCCUUUUAUUUCCCCGUUUUUCCACGACUACGACGUGAAAAUCCCUAUUGAUCCACAGAUCCAUCGAUCUAGCGAUCCACCGAUCUAUCCAUCCACAGAUCCCUCGAUCUAGUGAACCAACGAUCCAGCGAUCUAAGGAUCCAUCGAUCUAGCGAUCCAGCGAUCCAACAAUCCAUCGAUCUAGCGAUCUAGCGAUCCACAGAUGUCAUCGAUCUAGCGAUCCAACGAACCAUCAAUCUAACGAUCCACCGAUCAACAUAUCCAUCGAUCUAACGAUACAACGAUGCAACAAUCCAUCGAUCUAGCGAUCCAGCCAACCACCGUUGGAUCGCUUGAUCGAUGGAUCUGUGGAUCGCUGGUUCCUUUGAUCGAUGGAUCCCUGGAUCGAUAGAUCUGUGGAUCGGUGGAUCGGUUGAAUCUUGGAUCGUUGAAUCGCUAGAUCGAUCGAUCUGUGGGUCGCUAGAUCGAUGGAUUUGUGGAUCGGUGGAUAGCUAGAUUUGUGGAUCGCUAGAUCGAUGGAUCUGUGGAUCGCUGGAUCGCUGGAUCCCUAGAUCGAUGGAUCGAUGGAUCUGUGGAUCGGUGGAUCCCUAGAUCGAUGGAUCGUUGGAUCGCUAGAUCGAUGGAUCUGUGGAUCGCUAGAUCGAUGGAUUGUUGCAUCGCUAGAUCGAUGGAUCCAGCCAUCUAAGGAUCUAGCGAUCCACAUAUCCAUCGAUCUAGCGAUCCAACGAUCCAUCGAUCUAGCGAUCCAGCCAACAACCGUUGGAUAACUUAAUCGAUGGAUCUGUGGAUCGCUGAAUCCCUAGAUCGAUGGAUCGCUGGAUCGAGUGAUCUGUGGAUCGGUGGAUCGCAAGAUCGAUGGAUCGUUGCAUCACUAGAUCGAUGACAUCUGUGGAUCGCUCGAUCAUCUCAACUUUGGGUACGAAUCGUCUGGGUACGAAACGUCCCGAUUCCCCUGUGGAUCGGUAGAUGGAUGGAUCGUUGGAUCGCUAGAUCGAUGGAUCGCUAGAUCGAUGGAUUGUUGGAUCGCUAGAUCAAUGGAUCCAGCUAUCUAAGGAUCCAUUGCAUCGCUAGAUCGAUUGAUUGUUGGAUCGAUGGAUCGCUAGAUCGAUGGAUCUGUGGAUCGCUGAAUCGCUGGAUCCCUAGAUCGCUGGAUCGCUCGAUUAGAUCGCUAGAUCGAUAGAUUCUUAGAUCAAUAGAUCGUUGGAUCGCUAGAUCGAUGGAUCGUUAGAUCGAUGGAUCGUUAGAUCGCUAGAUCGUUAGGUCGUUAGAUCGCUAGAUCGAUGGAUCGUUAUAUCGUUAGAUCCCUAGAUCGCUUGAUCGAUGGAUCGUUAGAUUCUUAGAUCGCUGGAUCGUUAGAUUCUUAGAUCGCUAGAUCUUCAGAUCGCUUGAUCGAUGGAUCGUUAGAUCGUUAGAUCGCUGGAUCAUUAGAUCGUUACAUCGCUAGAUCGUUAGAUCGCUAGAUCGAUGGAUCGUUAUAUCGUUAGAUCGCUAAUCGGUGGAUCGUUAGAUGGCUAGAUCGAUGGUUCGUUAGAUCGUUAGAUUGCUAGAUCAUUAGCUCGUGACAUCGCUAGAUCGUUAGAUCAUUAGAUCGCUAGAUCGCUAGAUCGAUGGAACGUUAGAUCGCUAGAUCGAUGGAACGUUAGAUCGCUAGAUCGUUGGAUCGCUAGAUCGAUCGAUCGUUAGAUCUCUAGAUCGUUAGAUCGCUAGAUCGAUGGAUCGUUAGAUCUCUAGAUCGAUGGAUCGUUAGAUCGCUAGAUCGUUAGAAAUCGAUCCUGCUAGAUCGAUAGAUCCUUAGAUCAAUAGAUCGUUGGAUCGCUAGAUCGAUGGAUCGUUAGAUCGGUAGAUCGAUGGAUGGUUAGAUCGCUAGUUCGCUAGGGCGAUGGAUCGUUAGAUCGCUAGAUCGAUGGCUCGUUAGUUCGUUAGAUCGCUAGAUCGAUGGAUUGUUAGAUCGCUAGAUUGUUAGAUCGUUAGAUCGCUAGAUCGAUGGAUCGCAAGAUCGUUAGAUCGCUGGAUCGUUAGAUCGCUAGGUCGAUGGAUCGUUAGAUCACUAGAUCGUUAGAUCGCUGAAUCGUUAAAUCGCAAGAUCGAUGGAUCGUUAGAUCGCUAAAUCGAUCGAUCGUUAGAUUGUUAGAUCGAUAGAUCCUUAGAUUAAUAGAUUGUUGGAUCGUAAGAUCGAUGGAUCGUUAGAUCGAUUGAUCGUUAGAUCGUUAGAUCGUUACAUCGCUAGAUUGUCAGAUCGCUUGAUCCAUGGAUCGUUAGAUUGUUAGAUUGCUAGAUCAUUAGAUCGUUACAUCGCUGGAUCGUUAGAUCGCUAGAUCGUUGGAUCGCUAGAUCUCUAGAUCGUUAUACCGCUAGAUCGAUGGAUCGUUAGAUCUCUAGAUGGAUGGAUCGUUAGAUCGCUAGAUCGAUAGAUCCUUAGAUCAAUAGAUCGUUGGAUCCCUAGAAUCCUAGGUCGAUGGAUCGUUAGAUCAUCGAUGGAUCGCUAGAUCGCUAGAUCGUUAGGUCGUUAGAUCGUUAGAUCGCUAAAUCGAUGGAUCGUUAUAUCGUUAGAUGGCUAGAUUGAUAGAUCGAUGGAUCGUUAGAUUGUUAGAUCGCUGGAUCCUUAGAUCGAUGGAUCGUUAGAUCGCUAGAUCGUAUGAUCGCUUGAUCGAUGGAUCGUUAGAUGAAUACAUCGUUAGAUCGCUGAAUCGUUAAAUCGCUAGAUCGAUGGAUUGUUAGAUCGCUAAUUCGAUUGAUCGUUAGAUUGUUAGAUCGCUAGUUCGUUAGAUCUGUAAGGCACGGCAUUCGUGGAAAGCAGCUUUUUUAUUUAAAUAUUUUUAUUGUAUUAGUAUUAGGCAUUUUUAAAGCUGACGAAUUUUGUACCGUGGAUAAAUAAAGAUUAUCUAUCUUAUCUAUCUAUCUAUCUAUCUAUCGUUGAUAUCCGGUCAUUUCGUUCCAUGGUCAGAUCGAUGGAUCGUUAGAUCGCUAGAUCUUUCGAUCGAAAGAUCAAUGGAUCGUUAGAUCUCUAGAUCGAUGGAUCGUUAGAUCGCUAGAUCUGUAAAUCCUUAGAUCAAUAGAUCGCUAGAUCGUUGGAUCGCUAGACGCAUGGAUCGCUAGACGCAUGGAUCGUUAGAUCGCUAGAUCGAUGGAUCGUUAUAUCGUUAGAUCGCUAGAACGAUGGAUCGUUAAUUCGAUGGGUGGUUAUAUCGUUAGGCGGCUAGAUCGUUAGAUCGCGAGAUCGAUGUAUCGUUAGAUCGCUAGAUCGUUAGAUCGCUAGGUCGUUAGAUCACUACAUCGUCAGAUCGCUUGAUCGAUGGAUCGUUAGAUCGUUAGAUGACUAGAUCGUUAGAUCGCUAGAUCAAUGGUUCGUUAUAUCGUUAGAUCCCUAGAUCGUUAGCUCGCUACAUCGUUAGAUCGGUAGAUCGAUGGCUCGUUAGUUCGUUAGAUUGCUAGAUAGAUGAAUGGUUAGAUCGCUAGAUUGCUAGAUCCUUAGAUCGCUAGAUCGUUACUUGGCUAGAUCGUUAGAUCGAUGGAUCGCAAGACCGUUUGAUCGCUAGAUCGCUAGAUCGUCAGAUCGCUUGAUCGAUGUAUCGUUAGAUCGUUAGAUCGCUAGAUCGUUAGAUCGCUUAUCGAUGGAUCGCUAGAUCGGUAGAUCAAUGGUUCGUUAGAUCGUUAGAUCGCUAGAUCAUUAGAUCGUUACAUCGCUAGAUCGUUAGAUCAUUAGAUCGCUAGAUCGGUAGAUUGUCAGAUCGCUAGAUCGAUCGAUCGUUAGAUCUCUAGAUCGUUAGAUCGCUAGAUCUCUAGAUGGAUGGAUCGUUAGAUCGCUAGAUCGAUACAUCCUUAGAUCAAUAGAUCGUUGGAUGCCUAGAAUCCUAGGUCGAUGGAUCGUUAGAUCAUCGAUGGAUCGUUAGAUCGCAAGAUCGUUAGGUCGUUAGAUCGUUAGAUCGCUAGAUCGAUAGAUCGUUAAAUCGUUAGAUCGCUAGAUGGAUAGAUCGAUGGAUCGUUAGAUUUGUUAGAUCGCUGCAUCGUUAGAUCGUUAGAUCGAUGGAUCCUUAGAUCGUUAGAUCGCUAGGUCGUCAGAUCGCUUGAUCGAUGGAUCGUUAGAUCGUCAGAUCGCUAGAUCGCUAGAUUGUCAGAUCGCUAGAUUGUUGGAUCGCUAGAUCGAUCGAUCGUUAGAUCUCUAGAUCGUUAGAUCGCUAGAUCGAUGGAUCGUUAGAUCCCUAGAUGGAUGGAUCGUUAGAUCGCUAGAUCGAUACAUCCUUAGAUCAAUAGAUCGUUGGAUGCCUAGAAUCCUAGGUCGAUGGAUCGUUAGAUCAUCGAUGGAUCGUUAGAUCGCAAGAUCGUUCGGUCGUUAGAUCGCUAGAUCGAUAGAUCGUUAAAUCGUUAGAUCGCUAGAUCGAUAGAUCGAUGGAUCGUUAGAUUUGUUAGAUCGCUGGAUCGUUAGAUCGUUAGAUCCAUGGAUCCUUAGAUCGUUAGAUCGUUAGAUCGCUAGGUCGUCAGAUCGCUUGAUCGAUGGAUCGUUAGAUCGUUAGAUCGAAAGAUCAUUAGAUCUUUACAUCGCUGGAUCGUUAGAUCGCUAGAUUGAUGGAUCGUUAGAUUGUUAGGUCGCUAGAUUGUUUGAUCGCUAGAUCGUUACAUCGCUGGAUCGUUAGAUCGCUAGAUCGAUGGAUCGUUAGAUUGUUAGAUGGCUAGAUUGUUUGAUCGUUAGAUCGUUAAAUCGCUAGAUCGAUGGAUCGUUAGAUCCCUAGAUCGUUACAUCACUAGAUUGAUGGAUGGUUAGAUCGCUAGAUCGAUGGAUGGUUAUCUCGUUAGAUCGAUGGAUCGUUAGAUCGCUAGAUCGAUGGAUCGUUAGAUCGCUGGCUCGAUGGAUCGUUAGAUCGCUAGAUCUAUGGAUCGUUAUAUCGUUAGAUCGAUGGAUCGUUAUAUCGUUAGAUCGCUAGAUCGUUAGUUCGCUAGAUCGAUCUAUCGUUAGAUUGUUAAAUGCUACAUCUUUAUUUCGUGAGAUCGUUAGAUCGCUAGGUCGUUAGAGCGCUAUAUCGAUGGAUCGUUAGAUCGCUAGAUCGUUACAUCGGUAGAUCGAUGGAUCGUUAGAUGGAUGGAUCGUUAGAUCGUUAGAUCUCUAGAUCCAUGGAUCGUUAGAUCGCUAGAUCGAUAGAUCGUAAGAUCAAUAGAUCGUAAGAUCAAUAGAUCGCUAGAUCCUUCGAUCGCUAGAUCGAUGGAUCGUUAGAUCGUUAGAUCGCUUGAUCCAUGGAUCGUUAGAUCGCUAGAUCGUUAAGUCGUUAGAUAGUUACAUCGCUAGAUCGUUAGAUCGCUAGAUCCUUCGAUCGCUAGAUCGAUGGAUCGUUAGAUCGUUAGAUCGCUUGAUCCAUGGAUCGUUAGAUCGCUAGAUCGUUAAGUCGUUAGAUAGUUACAUCGCUAGAUCGUUAGAUCGCUAGAUCCUUCGAUCGCUAGAUCGAUGGAUCGUUAGAUCGUUAGAUCGCUUGAUCCAUGGAUCGUUAGAUCGCUAGAUCGUUAAGUCGUUAGAUAGUUACAUCGCUAGAUCGUUAGAUCGCUAGAUCCUUCGAUCGCUAGAUCGAUGGAUCGUUAGAUCGUUAGAUCGCUUGAUCCAUGGAUCGUUAGAUCGCUAGAUCGUUAAGUCGUUAGAUAGUUACAUCGCUUGAUCGUUAGAUCUCUAGAUCCUUCGAUCGCUAGAUCGAUGGAUCGUUAGAUCGUUAGAUCGCUUGAUCCAUGGAUCGUUAGAUCGCUAGAUCGUUAAGUCGUUAGAUAGUUACAUCGCUAGAUCGUUAGAUCGCUAGAUCCUUCGAUCGUUAGAUCGCUAGAUCUAUUGAUCCUUAGAUUGUUAGAUCGUUAGAUCGCUAGAUCCUUCGAUCGUUAGAUCGCUAGAUCUAUUGAUCCUUAGAUUGUUAGAUCGAUGGAUCGUUAGAUCGCUAGAUCGCUAGAUCGCUCGAACGUCAGAUCGCUUGAUCGAUGGAUCGUUAGAUCGUUAGAUCGUUAGAUCACUAGAUCGUUAGAUCGCAGAAUGGUUAGAUCGCUAGAUCGCUAGAUCGAUGGAUCGUUAUAUCGUUAGAUCGCUAGAUCGUUAAAUCGCCAGAUCGAUGGAUCGUUAGAUCGCUAGAUAGUUAGAUAGAUGGAUGGUUAGAUCGGUAGAUUGGAGGAUCGUUAGAUCGCUGGAUCAUUAGAUCGCUAGAUCGAUGGAUCGUUAGUUCGUGAUAUCGGUAGAUCGAUGGAUGGUUAGAUCGCUAGAUCGCUUGGGCGAUGGAUCGUUAGAUCGUUAGAUCGCUAGAUCGAUGUCUCGUUAGUUUGUUAGAUCACUAGAUCGAUGGAUUGUUAGAUCGCUAGAUCGAUGGGUUGUUAGAUCGCUAGCUCGAUGGAUCGUUAGAUCGCUAGAUCUAUAGACCAUUAAAUCGUUAGAUCGAUGGAUCGUUAUAUCGUUAGAUCGCUAGAUCGUUAGAUCGUUAGAUCUAUGUAUCGUUAGAUUGUUAGAUUCUAGAUCGUCUGAUCGUUAGAUCGUUAGAUCGCUAGAUCGAGGAAUUGUUAGAUAGCUAGAUCGUUAGAGCGCUAGAUCUAUGUAUCGUUAGAUUGUUAGAUGCUAGAUCGUCUGAUCGUUAUAUCGUUAGAUAUACAAACUAUCAUCUGCUCGUACCCUCAGUUGCGGCGUGCCGCAGGGUAGCAUAUUGGGUCCUUUGCUAUUUUUAAUUUACAUUAAUGAUCUUCCCAACUCCCUGCGGGGCGUCAUACCAAGAAUGUUUGCCGACGACACCAACCUUACGUUAUCUGCUAAGACGUUAACAGAGCUUAAGCUAGCUCUAACCCCUGAAUUAAAUAACCUUAGCUGUUGGCUGAAAGCUAACAAGCUCAGUCUAAAUGUUGCUAAAACAGAGCUAAUGAUUAUUGGAUCAAGACAAAGACUAUAUGCCCAAUGUGACGAUGUAGAAAUCAGAAUUGAUGACCAAAUUAUUAAGAGAGUCGAUCAUACCAAAUCCUUGGGUCUUACCAUAGAUGCUCAACUCUCUUGGGGUAAACACGUUGAAGAGAUUUGCAAGAAAGUCUCUUCAGCUAUAGGCGCCCUAAAACGUGUGCGGCCCUUUAUAUCCAAAGAAACUGCAAUUCAAAUUUAUAACGCUUUAAUUAUGCCUCAUUUUGAUUACUGCAGCCCCGUCUGGGACUGUUUGAGUGGUUACUUGAGUGAUAAGCUCCAAAAAUUACAGAAUCGUGCAGCCAGAGUUAUUACUAAAUCACCCUUUGAUGCGAGCUCAAACCACCUUCUCUCCACCCUCAGCUGGGAGAGGCUAUCUCUUCGACGAAAGAAACAAAAAGCCGUAAUGAUGUAUAAAACCAUGAAUGACCUUGCUCCAGAAUAUCUGCAAAGUCUUUUCUCUCAGCGUCACUCUGCUUACAACUUAAGAAACUCUGAGGGAAGGCUGACCUUGUCCAAACCAAGCACCAAUUAUUUGAAACGAAGCUUCUCUUACAGCGGGGCCAUGUUAUGGAAUAACUUGCCCAAAAACUUAAAAAACGCUGCAUCCGUUGAGCAUUUUAAGCGAAAUAUCAAGAAGGUAGCUGAUAUAUCGGAUUCCCACACGGCAAUCAUGUAAAGCAGUUGUAAUUAGUUUUAGUUUUUAACUUAAGCUUAACUGAUGAUUUCCCGUGUUUAAAUAAAGAUUUACAGAUCGUUAGAUCGAGGAAUUGUUAGAUAGCUAGAUCGUUAGAGCGCUACAUCGAUGGAUCGCUAGAUCGUUAGAUCGCAAGAUCGAUGGAUCGUUAGAUCGUUAGAUCUCUAGAUCGAUAGAUCGUAAGAUCAAUAGAUCGCUAGAUCGUUGGAUCGCUAGAUCGAUGGAUCGUUAGAUUGCUAGAUCUAUGGACCGUUAUAUUGUUAGAUCGAUGGAUCGUUAUAUCGUUAGAACGCUAGAUCGUUAGAUCGCUAGAUCGAUGUAUCCUUAGAUUGUUAGAUGCUAGAUCGUUGGAUCGUUAUGUCGUUAGAUCGUUACAUCGCUCGAUCGGGGAAUCGUUAGAUCUCUAGAUCGUUAGAGCGCUACAUCGAUGGAUCGUUAGAUCGCAAGAUCGAUGAAUCGUUAGAUCGUUAGAUCUCUAGAUCGAUGGAUCGUUAGAUCGCUACAUCGAUAGAUCGAAAGAUCAAUAGAUCGCUAGAUCGUUGGAUCGCUAGAUCGAUGGAUCGUUAGUUCGCAAGAUCGUUAGUUCGCUAGAUCCAUGGAUCGUUAGAUCACUAGAUCGCAAGAUCGUUAGGUCGUUAGAUAGUUACAUCGCUAGAUCGUUAGAUCGCUAGUCGAUGGAUCGUUAUAUCGUUAGAUCGCUAGGGCGAUGGAUCGUUAGAUGGUUAGAUCCCUACAUCGUUAGAUCGCUAGAUCCAUGGCUCGUUAAUUCGUUAGAUCGCUAGAUCGAUGGAUUGUUAGAUCGCUAGAUUGCUAGAUCGUUAGAUCGCUAGAUCUAUGGACCGUUAUAUCGUUAGAUCGAUGGAUCGUUAGAUCGUUAGAUCUCUAGAUCGAUGGAUCGUUAGAUUUUUAGAUGCUAGAUCGUUGGAUCGUUAUAUCGUUAGAUCGUUAGAUCGCUACAUCGAUGAAUCGUUAGAUUGUUAGAGCGCUAUAUCGAUGGAUCGUUAGAUCGCUAGAUCGUUACAUCGGUAGAUCGAUGGAUCGUUCGAUCGUUAGAUCUCUAGAUCGAUGGAUCGUUAGAUCGCUAGAUCGAUGGAUCGUUAGAUCGCUAGAUCGUUAGAUCGGUAGAUCAAUGGAUCGUUAGAUCUCUAGAUCGAUGUAUCGUUAGGUUUUUAGAUUCUAGAUCUUUGGAUCGUUAUAUCGUUAGAUCGUUAGAUCGCUACAUCGAUGAAUCGUUAGAUCGCUAGAUCGUUAGAGUCCUACAUCGAUGGAUCGUCAGAUCGUUAGAUCGCAAGAUCGAUGGAUCGUUAGAUCUCUAGAUCGAUGGAUUGUUAGAUCACUAGAACGUUAGAUCGCUGAAUCGUUAAAUCGCUAGAUCGAUGGAUCGUUACAUCGCUAAAUCGAUUGAUCGUUAAAUUGUUAGAUCGCUAGAUCGUUAGAUCGCGAGAUAGAUGGAUCGUUGCAAUAUUAGAUCGCUAGAUCGUUAGAUCGCUAGAUCGUUAGAUCGCUAGAUCGAUGGAUCGUUAGAUCGAUGGGUCGUUAUAUCGUUAGAUCGCUAGAUCGUUAGAUCGCUAGAUCGAUGGAUCGUUAGAUCGCUAGAUCGUUAGAUCAAUGGAUCGUUAGAUCUCUAGAUCGAUGGAUCGUUAGAUCGCUAGAUCGAUAGAUCCGUUGAUCAAUAGAUCGCUAGAUCGUUGGAUCGCUAGAUCGCUAGAUCGUUAGAUCGCAAGAUCGAUGGAUCGUUAGAUCGCUAGAUCGAUAGAUCCGUUGAUCAAUAGAUCGCUAGAUCGUUGGAUCGCUAGAUCGCUAGAUCGCUAGAUCGCUAGAUCGUUAGAUCGCAAGAUCGAUGGAUUAUUACAUCGAUGCGUCGUUAUAUGGUUAGAUCGCUAGAUCGCUAGAUCGUCAGAUCGUUAGAUCACUAGAUCGUUAGAUCGCUGAAUUGUUAGAUCGCUAGAUCGAUUGAUCGUUAUAUCGUUAGUUCGCUAGAUCCGUGGAUCGUUAGAUCGCUACAUCGCUACAUCGUUUGAUCGCUAGAUCGAUGGCUCGUUAGUUUGUUAGAUCGCUAGAUCGAUGGGUCGUUAGAUCGCUAGAUCGUUAGAUCGCUAGCUCGAUGGAUCGUUAGAUCGCUAGAUCUAUGGACCAUUAUAUCGUUAGAUCGAUUGAUCGUUAUAUCGUUAGAUCGGUAGAUCGUUAGAUCGCUAGAUCGAUGUAUCGUUGGAUUGUUAGAUGCUAGAUCGUUGGAUCGUUAUAUCGUUAGAUCGCUAGAUCGAGGAAUUGUUAGAUCGCUAGAUCGUUAGAGCGCUAUAUCGAUGGAUCGUUAGAUCGCUAGAUCGUUACAUCGGUAGAUCGAUGGAUCGUUAGAUCGGUGGAUCGUUCGAUCGUUAGAUCUCUAGAUCGAUGGAUCGUUAGAUUGCUAGAUCGUUAGAGCCCUACAUCGAUGGAUCGUUAGAUCGUUAGAUCGCAAGAUCGAUGGAUCGUUAGAUCUCUAGAUAGAUGGAUUGUUAGAUCGCUAGAUUGCUAGAUCGUUAGAUCGCUAGAUCGAUGGAUCGCAAGAUCGUUAGAUCGCUAGAUCGCUAGAUCGAUGGAUUGUUAGAUCACUAGAUCGUUAGAUCGCUGAAUCGUUAAAUCGCUAGAUCGAUGGAUCGUUACAUCGCUAAAUCGAUUGAUCGUUAAAUUGUGAGAUCGCUAGAUCGUUAGAUCGCAAGAUAGAUUGAUUGUUGUAAUAUUAGAUCGCUAGAUCGUUAGAUCGCUAGAUCGAUGGGUCGUUAUAUUGUUAGAUCGCUAGAUCGUUAGAUCGCUAGAUCGAUGGAUAGUUAGAUCGCUAGAUCGUUAGAUCGGUAGAUCAAUGGAUCGUUAGAUCUCUAGAUCGAUGGAUCGUUAGAUCGCUAGAUCGAUAGAUCCUUUGAUAAAUAGAUCGCUAGAUCGUUGGAUCGCUAGAUCGGUAGAUCGUUAGAUCGCAAAAUCGAUGCAUCGUUACAUCGAUGCGUCGUUAUAUCGUUAGAUCGCUAGAUCGUCAGAUCGUUAGAUCACUAGAUCGUUAGAUCGCUGAAUUGUUAGAUCGCUAGAUCGAUUGAUCGUUAUAUCGUUAGUUCGCUAGAUCCAUGGGUCGUUAGAUCGCUAGAUCGCUACAUCGUUUGAUCGCUAGAUCGAUGGCUCGUUAGUUCGUUAGAUCGCUAGAUCGAUGGGUCGUUAGAUCGCUAGAUCGUUAGAUCGCUAGCUCGAUGAAUCGUUAGAUCGCUAGAUCUAUAGACCGUUAUAUCGUUAGAUCGAUGGAUCGUUAUAUCGUUAGAUCGCGAGAUGGUUAGAUGCUAGAUCGUUGGAUCAUUAGUUCGUUAGAUCGCUAGAUCGAGGAAUCGUUAGAUGGCUAGAUCGUUAGAGCGCUACAUCGAUGGAUCGUUAGAUCGCUAGAUCGUUACAUCGCAAAAUCGAUGGAUCGUUAGGUAGUUAGAUCUCUAGAUCCAUGGAUCGUUAGAUCGCUAGAUCGUUGGAUCGCUAGAUCGAUAGAUCGUAAGAUCAAUAGAUCGCUAGCUCGUUGGAUCGCUAGAUCGAUGGAUCGUUAGAUCGCUAGAUCUAUGGACCGUUAUAUCGUUAGAUCGAUGGAUCGUUAUAUCGUUAGAAUGCUAGAUCGAUAGAUCGUAAGAUCAAUAGAUCGCUAGAUCGUUGGAUCGCUAGAUCGAUGGAUCGUUACUUCGCAAGAUCGUUAGUUCGCCUGAUCCAUAGAUCGUUAGAUCGCUAGAUCGCUAGAUCGUUAGGGCGUUAGAUAGUUACAUCGCUAGGUCGUUAGAUCGCUAGAUCGAUGGAUCGUUAUAUCGUUAGAUCGCUAGGGCGAUGGAUUGUUAGAUCACUAGAUCGUUAGAUCGCUGAAUCGUUAAAUCGCUAGAUCGAUGGAUCGUUACAUCGCUAAAUCGAUUGAUCGUUAGAUUGUUAGAUCGCUAGAUCGAUGGAUCGUUAGAUCGAUGGGUCGUUAUAUCGUUAGAUCGCUAGAUCGCUAGAUCGCUAGAUCGUUAGAUCGCUAGAUCAAUAGAUCGUUAGAUCGUUAGGUCGGUAGAUCGAUAGAUCAUUAGAUCGUUAGAUUGCUAGAUCGUUAGAUCGCUAGAUCAAUGGAUCGCUAGAUCUCUCGAUCGAUGGAUCGUUAGAUCGCUAGAUCGAUAGAUCCUUAGAUCAAUAGCUGAAUCGUUGGAUCGCUAGAUCGUUAGAUCGCUAGAUCGAUGGAUCAUUAGAUCGAUGGGUCGUUAGUAUCGUUAGAUCGCUAUAUCGCUAGAUCGUUGGAUCGUUAGAUUGUUAGAUCAUUAGAUCGCUAGAUCGUCAGAUCGUUAGAUCGUUAGAUCACUAGAUCGUUAGAUGGCUGACUUGUUAGAUCGCUAGAUUGAUGGAUCGCUAUAUCGUUAGUUCGUUAGAUCCAUGGAUCGUUAGAUCGGUAGAUCGGUAGAACGUUAGGUCGUUAGAUAGUUACAUCGCUAGAUCGUUAGAUCGCUAGAUCGCUAGGGCGAUGGGUCGUUAGAUCGUUAGAUGGCUACAUUGUUAGAUCGCUAGAUCGAUGGCUCGUUUGUUCGUUAGAUCGCUAGAUCGAUGGAUUGUUAGAUCGCUAGAUUGGUAGAUCGUUAGAUCGCUACAUCGAUGGAUUGCAACAUCUUUAGAUCGCUAGAUCGAUGGAUUGUUAGAUCACUAGAUCGUUAGAUCGCUGAAUCGUUAAAUCGCUAGAUCGAUGGAUCGUUAGAUCGCGAAAUCGAUUGAUCGUUAGAUUGUUGGAUGGCUAGAUCGUUAGAUCGAUGAAUCGUUGUAUCAUUAGAUCGCUAGAUCGAUGGAUCGUUAGAUCGAUGGGUCGUUAUAUCGUUAGAUCGCUAGGUCGCUAGAUCGUUAGAUCGCUAGAUCGUUGGAUUGUUAGAUCGCUAGAUCGUUAGAUCGCUAGAUCAAUAGGUCGUUAGAUCUCUAGAUCGAUGGAUCGUUACAUCGCUAGAUCGAUAUAUGCUUAGAUCAAUAGAUCGCUAGAUCGUUGGAUCGUUAGAUCGCUUGAUCGUUAGAUCGCUAGAUCGAUGGGUCGUUAGAUCGAUGGGUCGUCAGAUCGCUAGAUCAAUGGGUCGUUAGAUUUCUAGAUCGAUGGAUCAUUAGAUCGAUAGAUCCUUAGAUCAAUAGAUCGCUAGAUCGUUGGAUCGCUAGAUCGCUAGAUCGUUAGAUCGUUAGAUCGCUAGAUCGAUGGAUCGUUAGAUCGCUGGAUUGUUAGAUCGUUAGAUCACUGGAUCGUUAGAUCGCUGAAUUGUUAGAUCGCUAGAUCGAUGGAUCGUUAUAUCGUUAGAUCGCUAGAUCGAUGGAUUGCAAGAUCUUUAGAUCGCUAGAUCGAUGGAUUGUUAGAUCACUAGAUCGUUAGAUUGCUGAAUCGUUAAAUCGCUAGAUCGAUGGAUCGUUAGAUCGCUAAAUCGAUUGAUCGUUAGAUUGUUGGAUGCCUAGAUCGUUAGAUCGCUAGAUCGAUGGAUCGUUGUAUCAUUAGAUCGCUAGAUCGAUGGGUCGUUAUAUCGUUAGAUCGCUAGGUCGCUAGAUCGUUAGAUCGCUAGAUCGAUGGGUCGUUAGAUCAAUGGGUCGUCAGAUCGCUAGAUCACUGGGUCGUUAGAUCUCUAGAUCGAUGGAUCAUUAGAUCGCUAGAUCGAUACAUCCUUAGAUCAAUAGAUCGCUAGAUCGUUGGAUCGCUAGAUCGCUAGAUCGCUAGAUCGCUAGAUCGUUAGAUCGCUAGAUCGCUACAUCGAUGGAUCGUUAGAUCGCUGGAUUGUCAGAUCGUUAGAUCGUUAGAUCGCUGAAUUGUUAGAUCGUUAGAUCGCUGAAUCGUUAAAUUGCUAGAUCGAUGGAUCGUUAGAUCGCUAAAUCGAUUGAUCGUUAGAUUGUUGGAUGGCUAGAUCGUUAGAUCGUUAGAUCGAUGGAUCGUUGUAUCAUUAGAUCGCUAGAUCGAUGGAUCGUUAGAUCGAUGGGUCGUUAUAUCGUUAGAUCCCUAGGUCGCUAGAUCGUUAGAUCGCUAGAUCGAUGGAUUGUUAGAUCGCUAGAUCGUUAGAUCGCUAGAUCAAUGGGUCGUUAGAUCUCUAGAUCGAUGGAUCGGUAGAUCGCUAGAUCGAUAGAUGCUUAGAUCAAUAGAUCGCUAGAUCGUUGGAUCGUUAGAUCGCUAGAUCGUUAGAUCGCUAGAUCGAUGGGUCGUUAGAUCGAUGGGUUGUCAGAUCGCUAGAUCAAUGGGUCGUUAGAUCUCUAGUUUAAUGGAUCAUUAGAUCGAUAGAUCCUUAGAUCAAUAGAUCGCUACAUCGUUGAAUCGCUAGAUCGCUAGAUCGCUAGAUCGCUAGAUCGCUAGAUCGUUAGAUCGCUAGAUCGCUAGAUCGAUGGAUCGUUUGAUCGCUGGAUUGUCAGAUCGUUAGAUCGUUAGAUCACUGGAUCGUUAGAUCGCUGAAUUGUUAGAUCGCUAGAUCGAUGGAUCGUUAUAUCGUUAGAUCGCUGGAUCGUUAGAUCGCUAGAUCGCUAGAUCGUUAGAUCGCUAGAUCGUUAGAUCGCUAGAUCGAUGGGUCGUUAGAUCGAUGGGUCGUCAGUUCGCUAGAUGAAUGGGUCAUUAGAUCUCUAGAUCGAUGGAUCAUAAGAUCGCUAGAUCGAUAGAUCUUUAGAUCAAUAGAUCGCUAGAUCGUUGGAUCGCUAGAUCGCUAGAUCGUCAGAUCGCAAGAUCGCUAAAUCGCUAGAUCGCUAGAUCGCUAGAUCGUUAGAUCGUUAGAUCACUGGAUCGUUAGACCGCUGAAUUGUUAGAUCGCUAGAUCGAUGGAUCGUUAUAUCGUUAGAUCGCUAGAUCGUUAGAUCGCUAGAUCGCUAGAUCGUUAGAUUGCUAGAUCGAUGGGUCGUUAGAUCGAUGGGUCGUCAGAUCGCUAGAUCAAUGGGUCGUUAGAUCUCUAAAUCGAUGGAUCAUUAGAUCGCUAGAUCGAUAGAUCCUUAGAUCAAUAGUUCCCUAGAUCGUUGGAUCGCUAGAUCGCUAGAUCGUUAGAUCGCUAGAUCGCUAGAUCGAUGGAUCGUUAGAUCGCUAGAUCGUCAGAUCGUUAGAUCGUUAGAUCACUGGAUCGUUAGAUCGCUAGAUCGUUAGAUCGCUAGAUCGAUGGGUCGUUAGAUCGAUUGGUCGUCAGAUCGCUAGAUCAAUGGGUCGUUAGAUCUCUAGAUCGAUGGAUCAUUAGAUCGCUAGAUCGAUAGAUCCUUAGAUCAAUAGAUCGCUAGAUCGUUGGAUCGCUAGAUCGCUAGAUCGUUAGAUCGCUAGAUCGAUGGAUCGUUAGAUCGCUAGAUCGAUAGAUCGAAAGAUCAAUAGAUCGCUAGAUCGUUGGAUCGCUAGAUCGAUGGAUCGUUAGUUCGCAAGGUCGUUAGUUCGCUAGAUCCAUGGAUCGUUAGAUCACUAGAUCGCAAGAUCGUUAGGUCGUUAGAUAGUUACAUCGCUAGAUCGUUAGAUCGCUAGUCGAUGGAUCGUUAUAUCGUUAGAUCGCUAGGGCGAUGGAUCGUUACAUGGUUAGAUCCCUACAUCGUUAGAUCGCUAGAUCCAUGGCUCGUUACUUCGUUAGAUCGCUAGAUCGAUGGAUUGUUAGAUCGCUAGAUUGCUAGAUCGUUAGAUCGCUAGAUCUAUGGACCGUUAUAUCGUUAGAUCGAUGGAUCGUUAGAUCGUUAGAUCUCUAGAUCGAUGAAUCGUUAGAUUUUUAGAUGCUAGAUCGUUGGAUCGCUAGAUCGUUAGAUCGCUAGAUCGCUAGAUCGAUGGAUCGUUAGAUCGCUAGAUCGUCAGAUCGUUAGAUCGUUAGAUCACUGGAUCGUUAGAUCGCUAGAUCGAUGGGUCGUUAGAUCGAUGGGUCGUCAGAUCGCUAGAUCAAUGGGUCGUUAGAUCUCUAGAUGGAUGGAUCAUUAGAUCGCUAGAUCGAUAGAACCUUAGAUCAAUAGAUCGCUAGAUCGUUGGAUCGCUAGAUCGCUAGAUCGUUAGAUCGCUAGAUCGCUAGAUCGAUGGAUCGUUAGAUCGCUAGAUCGAUAGAUCGAAAGAUCAAUAGAUCGCUAGAUCGUUGGAUCGCUAGAUCGAUGGAUCGUUAGUUCGCAAGAUCGUUAGUUCGCUAGAUCCAUGGAUCGGUAGAUCACUAGAUCGCAAGAUCGUUAGGUCGUUAGAUAGUUACAUCGCUAGAUCGUUAGAUCGCUAGUCGAUGGAUCGUUAUAUCGUUAGAUCGCUAGGGCGAUGGAUCGUUAGAUGGUUAGAUCCCUACAUCGUUAGAUCGCUAGAUCCAUGGCUCGUUACUUCGUUAGAUCGCUAGAUCGAUGGAUUGUUAGAUCGCUAGAUUGCUAGAUCGUUAGAUCGCUAGAUCUAUGGAUCGUUAUAUCGUUAGAUCGAUGGAUCGUUAGAUCGCUAGAUCGGUAGAUCGAUGGAUCGUUAGAUCGCUGGAUUGUCAGAUCGUUAGAUCGUUAGAUGACUGGAUCGUUAGAUCGCUGAAUUGUUAGAUCGCUAGAUCGAUGGAUCGUUAUAUCGUUAGAUCGCUAGAUCGUUAGAUCGCUAGAUCGAUGGAUUGCAAGAUCUUUAGAUCGCUAGAUCGAUGGAUUGUUAGAUCACUAGGUCGUUAGAUCGCUGAAUCGUUAAAUUGCUAGAUCGAUGGAUCGUUACAUCGCUAAAUCGAUUGAUCGUAAGAUUGUUGGAUGGCUAGAUCGUUAGAUCGCUAGAUCGAUGGAUCGUUGUAUCAUUAGAUCGCUAGAUCGAUGGAUCGUUAGAUCGCUAGGUCGCUAGAUCGUUAGAUCGCUAGAUCGAUGGAUUGUUAGAUCGCUAGAUGGUUAGAUCGCUAGAUCAAUGGGUCGUUAGAUCUCUAGAUCGAUGGAUCCUUAGAUCGCUAGAUCGAUAGAUGCUUAGAUCAAUAGAUCGCUAGAUCGUUGGAUCGUUAGAUCGCUAGAUCGUUAGAUGGCUAGAUCGAUGGGUCGUUAGAUCGAUGGGUCGUCAGAUCGCUAGAUCAAUGGGUCGUUAGAUCUCUAGAUCGAUGGAUCAUUAGAUCGCUAGAUCGAUAGAUCCUUAGAUCAAUAGAUCGUUGGAUCGCUAGAUCGCUAGAUUUUUAGAUCGUUAGAUCGCUAGAUCGAUGGAUCGUUUGAUCGCUGGAUUGUCAGAUCGUUAGAUCGUUAGAUCACUGGAUCGUUAUAUCGCUUAAUUGUUAGAUCGCUAGAUCGAUGGAUCGUUAUAUCGUUAGAUCGCUGGAUCGUUAGAUCGCUAGAUCGUUAGAUCGCUAGAUCGAUGGGUCGUUAGAUCGAUGGGUCGUCACUUCGCUAGAUGAAUGGGUCGUUAGAUCUCUAGAUCGAUGGAUCAUUAGAUCGCUAGAUCGAUAGAUCCUUAGAUGAAUAGAUCGCUAGAUCGUUGGAUCGCUAGAUCGCUAGAUCGUUUGAUCGCUAGAUCGCUAGAUCACUAGAUCGCUAGAUCGCUAGAUCGAUGGAUCGUUAGAUCGUUAGAUCGUUAGAUCACUGGAUCGUUAGAUCGCUGAAUUGUUAGAUCGCUAGAUCGAUGGAUCGUUAUAUCGUUAGAUCGCUAGAUCGUUAGAUCGCUGGAUCGUUAGAUUGCUAGAUCGAUGGGUCGUUAGAUCGAUGGGUCGUCAGAUCGCUAGAUCAAUGGGUCGUUAGAUCUCUAGAUCGAUGGAUCAUUAGAUCGCUAGAUCGAUAGAUCCUUAGAUCAAUAGUUCGCUAGAUCGUUAGAUCGCUAGAUCGCUAGAUCGCUAGAUCGAUGGAUCGUUAGAUCGUUAGAUCACUGGAUCGUUAGAUCGCUAGAUCGUUAGAUCGCUAGAUCGAUGGGUCGUUAGAUCGAUGGGUCGUCAGAUCGCUAGAUCAAUGGGUCGUUAGAUCUCUAGAUCGAUGGAUCAUUAGAUCGCUAGAUCGAUAGAUCCUUAGAUCAAUAGAUCGUUGGAUCGCUAGAUCGCUAGAUCGCUAGAUCGAUGGAUCGUUAGAUCGCUAGAUCGUUAGAUCGUUAGAUCGUUAGUUCACUAGAUCGUUAGAUCGCUAGAUCGAUGGAUCGUUAUAUCGUUAGAUCGCUAGAUCGUUAGAUCGCUGAAUCGUUAGAUCGGUAGAUCGAUGGAUGGUUAUACCGUUAGAUCGCUAGAUCGUUAGAUCGCUACAUCGUUAGAUCGCUACAUCGAUGGCUCGUUAGUUCGUUAGGUCGCUAGAUAGAUGGAUGGUUAGAUCGCUAGAUUGCUAGAUCGGUAGAUCGCUAGAUCGUUACAUGGCUAGAUCGUUCGACCGCUAGAUCGAUGGAUCGCAAGCUCGUUUGAUCGCUAGAUCCCUAGAUCGAUGGAUCGCUAGAUCGUUACAUCGUUAGAUCACUAGACUCUUAGAUCGCUGAAUCGUUAGAUCGCUAGAUCGAUGGAUCGUUAUAUCGUUAGAUCGCUAGAUCGAUGGAUCGUUAGAUCGCUAGAUUGUUAGAUGGCUAGAUCGAUGGAUCGUUAGAUCUGUAGAUCGAUGGAUCGUUAGAUCGAUGGAUCGAGAGAUCCUUAGAUCAAUAGAUCGUUAGAUCGCUAGAUCGAUAGAUCGUUAUAUCGUUAGAUCGCUAGAUCUCAAGAUCAUUGGAUCGUUAGAUUGUUAGAUCGCUGGAUCGUUAGAUCGAUAGAUCGUUAGAUCGCGAGAUCGUCAGAUCGCUUGAUCGAUGGAUCGUUAUAUCGUUAGAUCGCUAGAUCGAUGGAUCGUUAGAUUGUUAGAUCGCUCGAUCGUUAGAGCGAUAGAUCGUUAGAUCGCUAGAUCGUCAGAUCGCUUGAUCGCUGGAUCGUUAGAUCGCUAGAUCGAAGGAUCGUUAUAUUGUUAGAUCGGUAGAUCGUUAGAUCGCUAGAUCGAUGGAUCGGUAGAUCGUUAGAUCGAUGGAUCGUUACAUAGUUAGAUCGCUAGAUCGCUACAUCGGUAGAUCCCUAGAUCAAUGGAUCGUUAGAACGCUAGAUCGUUAGAUCGCUAGAUCGAUGGAUCGUUAGAUUGUUAGAUCGCUAGAUUGUUAGAUCGCUAGAUCUGACAUAUGAGACGUUGGCGAAUCGACUCUAGUCGUAGGCGAACAGACCGUAGGCGAAACGACCCGUAGGCGAAACGACCGUAAAUCGUUGGAUCGCUAGAUCGAUGGAUCCAACCAUCUAAGGAUCCAUUGGAUCCCUAGAUCGAUGGAUUGUUGAAUCGGUGGAUCGCCAAAGCGAUGGAUCUGUGGAUCGCUGGAUUGGUGGAUCGCUGGAUCGCUAGAUCGCUAGAUCAAUGGAUCGUUGGAUCGCUAGAUCGAUAGAUCUUUGGAUCGCUAGAUCGAUGGAUCACUGGAUCGCUAGAUCGAUGGAUUGUUGGAUCGGUGGAUCGCUAGAUGGAUGGAGUUGUGGAUCGGUGGAUUGCUGGAUCCCUAGAUCGCUGGAUCGAUGGAUCUGUGGAUCGCUAGAUCGAUGGAUUUGUGGAUCGGUGGAUCGCUAGAUGGAUGGGUUUGUGGAUCGGUGGAUCGCUAGAUCGGUGGAUCGCUAGAUCGCUGGAUCUCUGGAUCCUUAGAUCGAUGGAUCUGUGGAUCGGUGGAUCGGUAGAUCGAUGGAUCGCUAGAUCGAUGGAUCUGUGGAUCGGGAAUCCUAGAUCGCUAGAUCGAUGGAUCUGUGGAUCGCUGGAUCCCUAGAUCGAUGGAUCGCUGGAUCUGUGGAUCGGUGAAUCGCUAGAUCGAUGGAUCGUUGGAUCGCUAGAUCGAUGCAUUUGUGGAUCGACAGAUGGGUCCCUAGAUCAAUGAAUCGUUGGAUCGCUAGAUCGAUAGCUCUGUGGAUCGGGGUGUCGCUAGAUCGGUGGAUGUGUGGAUCGCUAGAUCUAUGAAUUUUUGGAUGGGUGGAUGGCUAGAUCAAUGGAUCUGAGGAUCGCUGGAUGGCUGGAUCCCUAGAUCGAUGCAUCGCUAGAUCGAUGGAUCCGUCGUUCCAGCGAUCCAUCGAUGAAGGGAUCCAGCUAUCCACAGGUCCAUCGAUCUAGCGAUCUAGCGAUGUAGCGAUUCUGCGAUCCACAGAUCGAUCGAUCUAGCGAACCACCGAUCCACAGAUCCAUCUAUUUAGCGAUCCAACGAUCCAUUGAUCUAAAGAUCCAGCGAUCCAACAACCAUCGAUCUGGUGAUCAAUCGAUCCACAGAUCUAUCGAUCUGGCGAUCCAACGAUCCAGCGAUCUACAGACCCGUCGAUCUAGCGAUCCAACAAUCCAUCGUUGUAGUUAUCUAGGUAUCCAACGAUCCUCAGAUCCAUCGGUCUAGCCAUCCACAAAUCCAUCGAUCUGGCAAUCCACCGAUCCAUCGAUCUAUAGAUCUAGCGAUCCAACGAUUUAGUGAUCCAUCGAUCUUGUGAUCCAGCGAUCCACAGAUCCAUCGAUCUAGCGAUCCACGAUUCAUCGAUCUAGCGAUCCAUAGGUCCAUUGAUUUACCGAUCCACCGAUGCACGGAUUCAUUGAUCUAGCGAUCCAUUGAUCUUGCGAUCCACCGAUCCACAGAUCCAUUGAUCUAGUGAUCCAUCGAUCAACAGAUCUAUCGAUCUAGCGAUCCAACGAUACAGCUAUCCAUCGAUCUAGCGAUCCACAGAUCCAUCGAUCCAGCGAUCCAACGAUCCAUCGAUCCACCAAUCCACAGAUCCAUCAAGCUAGCGAUUCAUCGAUUCACAGAUCCAUCGAUCUAGCGAUCUACCGAUCCACAGAUCCAGCGAUGUAGCGAUCCAUCGUUCUAGGGAUCCAGCGAUUCAGCGAUCCAUCGAUCUAGCGAUCUACCGAUCUACAGAUCCAUCGAUCUUAAGAUCCACCGCUCUAGAGAUCCGUGGAUCUACAGAUCAACCAAUCUACCGAUCCAUCGAUCUAAAAAUCCAUCGAUGUACAUAUCCAUUGGUCUUAACAUCCACCGAUCUAAAUGGUUCUUCCAAUCUUGAAAAGGUCUUGAAUAUUAGUAGUCGUCUUGAAAAGUCUUUGAAUUCAUAUAAGGUCCUUGAAAAGUAAUUGAUUUCUUUAUAUGGUCUUGAAAAUUCCUUGAAAUUCACUACUUUGUUUACGCCUUAUCAUUUUCUUUCAGAUUAGAUUCUAGAGCAUUGGAAAAACAAUAGGUACAAAACAGAGAAAAAGUUCAACAGAGUUAAAGGAAAAUAAAUGCUCAGUAUAAAACCAGAAGCAACAAUAUUUUAUCUGUGUUUCUUGAUUUCAAAUGCUAUUUCUCUAUCUCAGACUGCAAGUCAUACCCAGUGACUGCUGUCAUUUUGCAAAGUAGUGUUGUUACGGAAAGUAGUACAGCAUAAUGUGAGCGAUGAUCAACCAUGACUGAAGAUAUAAGAAUCGUAAAUGAUUUCAUUGAGUGUUUUAGCCAGUAAGGUCUUCAAAAGGGGGUCAAAGAAUGCCAAUGUAUUGAAUAAAUCUUAGACCUUGAAAACUGUAAUUUGUCCUUGAAAAGUCGUUGAAUUUUGUUUCUCUGACGUUGUACGAACCAUAUGCCUAGGAAUUCAACUUCAGGAGGGUUCGCCUACAUUUGGCAAAGUAAGUGGGUAGGAAUAAUUGCGAUAAGGCCUGAAAGAACGCAAUUCACUUUUUAAGCGACGUUUUCGUUGUCGUCGCGUCGUUGGAUCCUAAAGUCCCUGUUAUGCGUAUUCACUCUAUACCAGACAGACUACCCAGAUAGCUUUUCGUGCCGGCCCGAAAAUUAUCCGUUAUCGCUAUGAACACUUAUCCGAUAUGUGACUCUCUACAGUAGAAAUCGGUGUGGCGAACAGAAACCCUAUCCGUUAUGGUUGUCGUGCCGGCGCAAAAACUAUCCGGGAUAGCUGAACACAGCUUAACGGAUCCCUUCUUCUGUCUACGUGUCAAUUGAUCAAACAUCUGCAACUCUCUUAUCAUCCUAAUCUUUUCCUCCGUUGCGAGAUUCUGAUUCUACUUUCCAGGGAGUGUUAUGCUAUUGUAGGUUCUUGUUUUUCAGCUUCUCUUGCAACAAAAUUGGCAAACAAAUUGAAAGAAAAAGUACUUUCUAAAACCGCGAGCGUGUGGCGAAGCUGCGAAGACCUCCCCUGGCUCUGUUAUCUCCUCUCUUGUGCUACUGCCGCGUGACUUCACGAUAAUCGCCCAAAAAGAGAGCUUGCUCGCGGGCAAGAGGUGGCUUGACCUACUUGCAGGUGUAGAAUUCGUAAACGUGUUAAGUGUUACAACCAUAGACUGUUUUGUUUUACAGUGCAAAAUGUUUUGAUAAAAAAGAGGGGAACAUUACUUACCCCUGCACCUAAUUAAUUCUUUCUUUUUUCGCUUUCCAGUUUCAGCAUUUUACGCUGAGAACUUUAGUAAACAGAUUUCAUUCAACGCACAUAUAUGGACCAAGUCCAAGUUCCUGGGGCUCUCUGUUGGAGUUGAAAACAUUGGGCAAGGUAACAGAAAUACAUUUACCAGAGCCGAACAUCAAGGUUGGAAAAUCUUGGGGAAGGGAAACAUUUUAUUUCGAAAAUUCAGUAACAGUUCGUGAGGAUAGGAAGUACGAAACUAAGACGGAAUCCAUCAGGAAAUUGAGUAAUUUAUAGCCCUUGAAAAAUGUAAAACAGAAUACGAUAUUGUUUAAAUUAUUCUGGUACAAGGUUUUUGUCCCCUGAGAAUUAAAAUUACUCAAUUUCCUGGUGGAUUCCAUCUUAAGGUUCUUUUUACUCUCCACGAGAUAUGCUUUCAACUUUCUAAAAUCUCGUUUCGAGCAUGUUUACUUUAGUAUUCAUUGAAGUUAUUGUCCUUCUUUAUCUGCAGGGUGCGUGUCCGUUUUACCGUACGAUGAGGACUAUGUUUUAACUUUCCCAAAUGGCUAUGGAAGGUAACGGUCUCGUUGUUGGUCAGCUGGUUUGCCGCAACCGGUGUACAUCUAAUACGGGACACAUGUUGCAUUGUAUCACAGUGUGGCUAGAUUCUAUCGUGUGUCCGAACAUGAACCACAAUGGAGGUCAAAAGUGUUGGGACCUUUCCAGUGAUAUUACUGAAACUAACGACCCCUCCCCUCCCACCCCAAACAAAGUUGAAUUUGGAGCAAAAUGGGUGAAACUGAGUGCUUUUUUUUACCACAACAUUGCUAGGGGAAGUGGGGGGGGGGACGACGCAAUGAACCCAAAGCCGAACCAAAAAUGUCCUUAGGAGCAGAAUCCUACGGAAUUAUUGCUUGCAAGGGCUUUUUCACACAGUCCCAAGUUCUUUUGUCCUCCAUUGUAGUUCCAAGUAUUAUUUUAGUAUAUGUUCACACUUUACCGAAGAGCUUUUGCGCCGGUACGAAAACAUACCGAAUAGGGCUUCUCUUCACACAUAGGAUACCGUAAAAUUCCGAAAAUAAUCCCCGAGGCUUAUAUAUUUCAAAGGCCCUUUUGAGGGGCUUAUUUUUGGAGGGGCUUACAGUGCCGUAGCCAGACCAAACGGUCAACCGAGGCAGGCGGGAGUUGCUAGGGUGGUUCGGGGGCAUGCCACCCCCCCGAGAAAUUUUGAACUUUAGUCUCUCGGAAAUGCGAUUUGCAGCGUUUUUUGGGCCUUUCGGUAACUUUUUUUCGAGUUCAUUUAAGUGGAAUUUAAAAAGCAAUAAUCAGAAACAAGCUACAUAAUCUGGGUGACCGUUAACCUCGCCAAUGGUUUUGAUCAGUAUUUGUUCAAAAAAAAUUUGAGUUAACGUACGUAGCCCCUUGAGAUCGAUGAUAUGGUAAUUUUUUCAUAGUAUAUUGACUGAAUUGCUUAAUUCUUUGUAAUAUCAUGAUGCGUUAAAAAUAUCCGAUGAUGGCUUAUGUAAAAUAAAAAUGAUCGGCGAAAUUCGUCAAAAUUUUACCGAGGCGAGUGCCUCGGUUGGCCUCAUACUAGCUACGGCGCUGGCUUAUAUUCGGACGGGCUUAUCUACGGAAGGAAAUUUGCUUCUCAAAACCGAUUGGGCUAGCCUUAUAGUUGGAAGGAAAUUUACCGUUUUUGCUUUGUUUUACUUUGUAUUUGAGGGCAAUUUCCAAGGACAAGCCCCCCAGGGAACUUAUAUAUGGAGGGGCGAUCUAAUGGAGGGUUUUUUGCGUUACGAGUUUGGGGGGCUUAUACAUAGAGGGGCUUAUUUUCGGAAUUUAACGGUAGGUGAUUUCAGCGCGAUUUCUUUGACUGAGCGAAGCUGCUCCUCGCUGAUCUCUUGAGUGGAGAGAUCAUGGCGUGAACUCAUAUCCUGGUAAACAGGUGAGGGCCCAGAACAAGAAUUUCAGCAGCUGUUUCGCAGACGGACUUAACCAGGGCCCGGUUCUUCGAAAGAUGAUUAAGGUUAAUCCUCAGAUUAAGCAAAAUUUUGAAGCAAGGUUUUCUCCGCUAAGAACAUGUAACUCAAGCGUUCAAAUAACUGUCGAGUCUUUACUCUGAGAUACAGUAAUGAUAACACAAAUUGUUACUCUAAGCAAUGCAUAGGAAGGUACCGUAUUUAUUCGAAAAAGCGCCCAACUUCGAAUAGCGCCCACCCCCUCCUCCUCCCAAUCAAACUCAAAUAGGCGCUCACCCCCACCCCACCCACUUGAGUGAAUAAAUUUUAAUAAGAGACUUUCCCGAGGACGGAGUUUUCUUCAGAGUAUUUUACAGAAACCUUGCUUUGUUACUUCUUCGCGUUUUGUUAUUAGCAUUUGUUGCAAAAUAAACAUACUUCACUUGCUGAAAAUGGUGAAAAUUUAAAAAGCGCCCACCUCGAAUAAGCGCCCAUUCUCAAGGUCCAAAAAUUUAAUAAGCGCCCAGGGCGGUUAAUCGAAUAAAUACGGUAAAUACAAAAAGUGCAACAAAGUUUUAAUCCUGGAUUCGCACUAAUCGGCCUUUCAGGAACCGGGCCCACAAGUUUAAUUCAGUCUGCUGCGCAGGCUACAGAUGUUGUAAAGUAGAGAGUGCUACUGCCAGUAUUACAGUAAAAUCUUGCAGCGUUGUUGCGGGUGAGAUUUAUCAUCCAUACCGAGCUUGGGAGCAUGUGAAAGAUAUUGAAAAUAUUUCAGAACAGACGCACUGUGAAAGACCCGCCUACUUUUUUAGUCUCUUAGAGUGCUUUUUUGUAUAGUUCAAAUGAGGCUAUGUCUAAUAACUUUAACUAACUGCUAUGACUGGUUUGCAGGUCUAUUUUAACAGUUCCGUGGAUUGAAAUUGGUGGAAAAACCAACAUUACUUGCGCAAAGACUGGGUAUCAGGCCACAGUUCAGUUCCAUUGUCGGGUAGGUGAUCUGUUCGCCCUUAAAGCACAGGCAACCCACGCUAUAAAGACGAGCUUUUCCUCUCUGAUUCCCUCGCUAAUGUUGCUUGCAUGAAACAUGGAAGUUACCAAAGUUGUGGAACCUCGUUUUGUAACUGUGUAUUUCUUUUAACCUUUUCGCAGCCUUUUUACGGUGGAAAGAAGCACCGAAUAACUUGUGAAGUAAUGUAAGUAACUUUGUAAAUUUUCAAGAAACAAAGAAUUCUCAUAUGUUAGCAUUAUGAAGUUAUGAGUGUAUGAAAUCAUAUAUGAAGUUAUGAAUAAUGAAAAUGAUAUGAGAACUGCGGGGUGAAGAAUUAUAUGAAAAAGAUCAUCGCAGUUAUAAGCGCAACUUUUGCAGUUGGGAAAAGAAAGCCUGAAAAAAUUUAGGAUUGUACGGGAUUCGAACCCUUUGCCUCUGCGAUACCGGUGCAGCGCUCUACCAAUUAAGCUAAUAAGCCAAUUGUGAGCAGGUCGUUGAAUUGGUUCGUUAUUAACGCGUGAAAGGAUGAUGAUGAGGUUAUGAAUAUAUGAAAAUCAUAUAUGAAAACUGCGGGGUGGAGAAUUAUAUGAAAGAAGAUCUUCGCAGUUAUAAGCGCAACGUUGUUCGCAUCAUGUUAAGCUGAUUUAGCAAUAGAACGGGAACGUCAUUUGACGACGGCGCGCGCAAAUCAAACAAAUGGCAUGACCAAUGGCAAAGCGAGAAAUUGGGGACCGCAAGUCUAGUUUAGUCCUUUUCUCGCGCUUUUCCGUCGUCAAAUGACGUUUCCGUUCUGUUACAAAAUCAGCCUGUUAUCAACAACAAUGCUGGUUUUACAUUAUCUUCCUAAUGUAGGUCUCCAGACAAAAAGUGCUUUCUGACCAUCACAGGAGAGUGGAAUGGACAAAUGUUUGCCAAAUAUGCAGAUAAAGAGGUACUAAACUGUCGAACAUGAUCUGAUUUACGUCGUAUUAAGGCUAUCUUCACACCAUACCGGAAACCUUUCGCGCCACCACGAAACUAUUACUCGAUAGGGCUUCUGGUCACUCAAAAGAACGGUUGCGGCGGAGCGAUUUCUGUGACGGAGCGAAGCUGCGCUGCGCUGAUCUCCAAAGUGGAGACACCAGGGGCGGAUCUAGGGGGAGGGUUCAGGGGGUGCGCACCCCCCCGAGAUGACCUGCGGUUUUCUGAUACAACUGGUAUUCUGCAAAAAAAAAAACUAUUUGGUUUAUAAAACUAUUUGGUUUAUUGGUGUUGAAGUAGAGCAAGAGACGAGUGCACCCCCUCCUAAAAACAAUCCUGGAUCCGCCCCUGAGUCACAUAUCGGACAGGUGUUCACAGUAUUGCGGAUAGCUUUCCGUGGCGUCCUCGGUUGACUAAUUCUUGGCAUAGUUGCGUGAAUUGUGGGAUGGAGACAGCGUUCUCAUUGAUUGACAAGCUUGUGGUAGCCAGGAGAACACAGGCUUAAAGUAUGACAUCAACUGAAUAUUUGUGUUGGCUUGCUAAAAUCGGACUGUCCCGACUGACUGUGUUAGCCGUAACUGACGUUUUGACAACUUGUGCAGAUGUCAUCAUUAGAGUCAAAGUGAAGAGGGUACAGUGGAUUGAUGGUAUCACACUUGAGCCGGAAAACUUCAUGACUCCGUGCUACUGUGUAAGAUACAGAAAAAGUUUACUUUGAUAAAGUAGAUAGUAAAAGGAGUCAUUUCUCAAGGUGGAGAAUGAUCGCCAGACAUUGCGACGUAGAUCUGUUUGCAUAUGAAUCUACAAUUUUUAUCCUUUUUCUUUUGCAUUUUGUUUAUUUUUAGGAAGCUGAAUUAUUUAUUGACACACUGACUAUGCCAACAGUUGUUAAGACGGUCAAGAAAACGUCUAAACAGGAAGAAUUUGAAUCCAGACGGUAAGCUCACCUUUUGAAUCUGUGUUUUUUGAGAACGCAAAGAAUGUACGACAAAGCUGCAAGCGAGUCCCGCUCGCUUAAUGUUCUUCCUCGGCCUCCGCUGACAUUCUGAAUUCAGGAGUUUGGAAAUUCAAUUGGAGUUCCUACAUUCAAAUAAAAUAGCUGUUUAGAGUUCCGACAUAGUGAAUUUAAUAGUUUGGAGUUCUGAUGUUCUGAAUAUUUCAAAUGUUUAGAGAACUGAGAUUCUGAAUUCGGUUGUUUGGAGUCCCCACAUUCUGAAUUGAUCAUAUCGUGAAUUGAUCUAGAUACUCUGUGUGCUUCACGCAAGGAUAAGUGUCUUGUUUAUCUUCUCAGGCUAUGGAAAGAUGUCACAAAAUGUUUGAAAGAGGACGACGUGGAAUCUGCUACCGGCUUUAAACACAAGGUAUUUUCACAACGUCAAGAUAGUUCAUUUAGCCAACCACAAUACGCACAGAAAUUCUAACGAACCAAUCAAAUUUUGAAGCAAAUACUUGUAGCGGGUACCAAUGGCGGGAAAAAGUGAGCGAGAAGUAGCAUAUAACGUUUCAAUUAGCCAAUCACAAAGCGAAGGAAUGCGAAGCCAAUAUCGUCACUAAAUUGCUCUUUUCAAUACUCAGUUGAAAACUGCUCUAAAGAGACUUACACUUUUUAAAUGCACUCUUUUUCUAGCCAAACUCACUUUUUUUAGUGUUAGGAGACAGGUCCACAUCAGCCUCUGGCUGCCAACCCCAACCCGCGUUAACAAAUAAAAUAUGUAUGUACUUAAUAAUUAAUACAAAAAUCGCGAAACUGUUCUUACCUGUUUUUGUUUGUUUGUUUGUUUUGUAACGUAGUUGGAAGAACGUCAGCGUGCAGAGGCCCGAGAAAGAAAAGAGAAAGGAACUUCUUGGGAAACGAAGGUGGGUCGUAAAUUAUCUUUUUCAACGGAGGGAUUUCCUAGGUCUACUCUGGGCACUGUUGCGUUACUUUGAACUGAAAGUAAAAUUUGCCCAGGUGUUUUGAUCAUUUUUGUUGUGUGUUGCCAGCGAAUAUAUAUCUAUGUUUUGCUAGUUUAUCCAAAUUAGCGUAAAGAACAAAUAAAUACCCCAAAGUACGAGCUUUAAAGCUACUAACCAACUCUGUGAUCGGUGUUGAACUUACUUCUGUUGUUUAGAUGUAACCUUGCAACUGUUCAACUGUUUAUUAAAUAUUGCAAAUUUUACAGCAAGCAAUAUCCACUGCCCGCAGUUAGCAGCUUAGCUGGUCGAGGCGAGCAGUGGUCAGCCCAUAGUAACACUAGCAAUUGUUUGCGUUUUGUUGAUAGCUGUUCCAUGAAGUUGGAGAAAACUGGGUCUACGACAAGCCGCUAGUGAAGAGGUUAUCAAAUAAAAUUCCUGUAAAAACCAAAUGAAAAAUAGAUUUCGUUGCAUUAGCCUGCUGCUUCUUCGACAUCGUCAAGUGCGUAAUUCAUGCGGAUCUUUACAUACUUGGUCCUCUUCAUCUCCUGUGGAAUGUAAGGGCUCGAAUUCAAGUGGAAUAUGUGAGGGAUAUUCAGUUAACGAUAGGAAGAUGUAUUUUAGUCCUCGAAUUUUCAUUCACUUUCAGCAGGAUGAAAGAAACAAUACAAAUAAUUUAAUAAUUUCGCUCCCAAGAAUUUCAAUCCUUUAACACGGCGCUGCGCAGUAGCCCUCAAGUGACUGAUCACAGAAAGGUAUCUCCUAGUUAAAAAGCUACUACUGACCAUCAAUGUAUUAAACAUCUGUAGAACAGCUAUAUAUGAAUCGGCACCUGAGGCUUAAGAGCAAUACAACAACAAUAACAACAACAACAACAACAACAUCAACAGCAAAAACAGUACUAGUCAAUUCUCUCCUUAAAUAUCAGCAUGAAUAUUCUCCACUCCCUUCCCCAUACGAUUUCGAUUGCACUCGUGAGAGGAAUUCAGAUUUUUACCUUAAUUUUGAGCGCAGCACAGUUGGGCCACAUACGUUAUAGGAUUGACUUGGGAGCGGACCCAUUCGUUAUAAUGUAAUUUAUAGUUAGCAUUAUUGUUGGAUUCCGUGAUAGCUAACUGUUAUUUUACACAGAGAUAUAGUUUUUUUGAUAAUGCAUAAGAUUUAGACGGGUAAUCAGAUGUAAUUUUUUUGAAUCUGAGUUUAACUCAGUUAGAGUUGUAUUCAAUUGUAUAAGGGUUAUUUGAGAAUAGGUAGGAAAUCAGAGUUCAGAUAUCGGGACUUAGUAAGCCUUUUUUAGGUCUGUUUCAGUAAAAACUGUGAGUGCAUUUGACAACUUGAAACAAGAAUUCUAUGUCGUUGUUCUCGUAAUAAGUUCACAUUAAGGGUUUGGCAUUAAAUGGAACUUUGCAUAAAUGAGGAUAUAUUUAUAUCAAGAUGCGUAAUUUUCAUUUUUGGGUUUUUGGUAAAGCACUACUUAAGCUUUCCUAUCAGUUUUCCUAAAGGCAGUUAACGUAAGGUUUUUUCUUUAGGCCGUUUUCAGGUUUAGGCUUUUUGAGAAAUACCAUAAUGUUCUUUAAAAUGCAGGUUUAACCGCGCCUUUAAGAAGAUAUGUUUCCACUGUUCUAAACGGAGUUAAGUUGUCGUUCCGGGUUGGAUUCAUAGGCCCGGAGACCUGUUCGCCGUUUGAUUUCAGUCAGAAAUCAGCUUUAAGUCUGGUUAAGUCCUCCAGAGGAGGCUUGGAACCAAGCGCGCCCUCAACAAGGGCGGGAUGGUUACUCCCAGGUGACAUGAGGCUAAACGUAAACGCUAAAGAAUAUUAUGGUAUUUCAGCAAAGGCGAUUUUUUUUGCUGACGUCAUACAUUGCAUUUUGCUUUAUAAGCAUAGACAAGGCACAAUAAAGAGGAGAAGAGUCGUUGCGUCACGUUGCCAUGGUAUCCAUUUCUGAGUCUCACAAACCGUGGUCCUGCAAAUACUGCAGGAAAAAAAUUGACAUGAGGGACUUUCCUGUGCAUGACAGAUUACACUCAGGAACAAAACGGUAGCUCGACAAUGAAAAUGGCUGUCUCUGUCAAAAACGAUUGUUGAAAUGCAGAAAUGUUGCUACCAUAGAAACGUGACGUCACACUUCUCUUCAAGUUGAUGAAAGUGGACUUUUUCCCCUUCUGUGUUUUAUAAUAUCAUGUGACAAUCUCAGGAGAUUUAAUCCUUUCCUUGCUGGACGUAAAAAUUGCUUCCCAGCAUGAUUAUGUUCUAUUUUGAAAGAUAUACCUCUCUAAAACUUUGUUUAAAGAUCUUUACCAAGAUAGUAAAGCAGACUGUAAUAAGGUUUACUGACGUAAAUAGCUAAUCUGAAAUUGGUAUCUUCGGUUGCUUUUGCACAGUAGAGAAGAUUUUUGUACAGAUGAUACAAGAAAAAUGAAAGAGGCUAUCAUUUGGCAGUCUGUUUCACUGUUUGAGCUCCCAUAGAAUGCCAAUUUUGGACAAAAUCGUUGCGCGUCGAGUUGAGUUUAGCUCGGGAAAUCUAAGUGAAGACUGAUUUGCACGACUGUCGUUCGUUUUCGUAUCCCAAGUCUUGUUUAAAGUUUCAUACAUUAGAUAAUUUAAAAUGACCCUCAACCUGCCUCUUCUUCCCAUCUUCUUCCCCGUCAUCUUCAUCAUAUCGCCGUAAUAAUUUUCCUAUUGAUUCACCUAUCAGUCCUUGUUAUCUUUAGUCCGUCAUCAACAGAGAAACAGAAAAAUUAGUUGACUGAAAACAAAUGGUGAUAUCUGAUUCCCUAAAAAAGGAUUCCCAUUAGAAUCUUAGAAAAAAUCUAGUUUUUAGCGGACAAUUCCUUUUUAGAAAAAGAGAGCGCAAUGCUCCAAGCUUUUUUAUUCGGUAUUUAGUUCUGAGAUUAAAAUGAUAAUUAGAAAAAUGUGUGAAGUUUUCCUCUUGCU